Molecule: messenger RNA, 86590 nt
Organism: Cinara cedri
Lineage: Eukaryota; Metazoa; Arthropoda; Insecta; Hemiptera; Aphididae
Source: the annotation of a GenBank genome assembly
AUUGUAGCAUCUAUGUAGGAAUGGCUAUGGCAGUCAACAAUGUUAAUAUUGCAUAUUAGAUAUGGUAGCAUAAUUGUGUUUUUUUUUAAUAAGUAAAAAUUUAUUUUAAAAUGUAUGCUUAUUUGUUUAUAGGUUAUGAAAUAAAUAACGAUAAUAUCAUAAACACAAAUCGUCGUCAAUUAAAAACUACAGCUUCAGUUUCAUUAACUGAAAAUUUAAGACCUACCUUAAAGCUACAAGGUAAACCUGAUACUUUAGAUAGUUUUGAUAGUAAUGGUAACAAUUAAGGUUUUAUAGAUGAGAUACUAUCAACAAUUUGAUACAUUUUUAAUAAUUAUUUUGUUAUUUUUAUAAAUUAUUAAUAGAUAUCAAUAUUGAUUAUGAGAAAAACAACUCUAGUUCCUCUAGCUCUGAUCUAGUGGAACACAAUGUAUUGGCACUAGAAGAUUCCAAUGAUACCAAAUGUAGUUCUGUUGAUAAUCAGUCAAGUACGAUAAUGAUCUAUUUUAUAAGUAUUUAAUUUUUAAAUAAGAAAUCAUUUUUAAUUAACUUGUAUUAUGUGUUUUUUUAUUUUUAAUUUUGUGUGAAUAUUUGGUAUAUUAGAAAUUUAGUCCAAUUUAAAAAAAGACUAGCUUUUUUUUAGUAUUUUGGAACUAUUGUGUGUAUUGACGUUUCUUUUUAACGUCUGCUCUUUUCAUAGUUAUUAGGAAAUAAUGAAUUUGAAAAAUUGACCCAUUUUUAUGACUAAAAUCCCAUCAAUUAAAAUUUUUUUUGAAUAUUUUAUUUUUAUAUUUUAAACCUUGCCCACUAUUUCAAAAAGGGAUUAAGCAGGUUGUUUUAGAGUUAUUUUAUGUAUGUUAAUGGUUUCUUUUAUAAUUACUCCUGAAAUUUUCAUUAAACUUGCUGAUAUUUCAUAGGAAAUUAUUUUAUUCUUGUAGAAUAUAUCAAAUUUUUUUUUGAGUCGAUUUUUGACUCUACUUGUGGGCCUUCUUCAUUAUUGAGAAAAUCUGGAAUUGCGACGCGAUUGUGUGGAUUGAUGUUUGAUUGAGGUAACUGUAGGCGGAAGUAUAUGGUUAUUACCAGGUGAUAUGAAAGUUUGUGGUUUAUAUCAGUAUUGCGAGAUAAGGCAAUAUCAUGACCAACAAUUUUACAACUUCCAAAUUAAAAUUAAUCUAAAACAAAAGCAUGAUAAUAUUAAAUAUUGUAAUAUUUUUGGAACGGCAUGUUAUUCUUAGACCGAAAACAUCACUAGCUCAUUGAAAUGACCAGGCUCCUAGAACAUAUUUGAAUGAAUACUCGUUUGUCCAAGAAUCGGAGCAACUGUACGAUUAACAAUGUAAAGAUUGCAGUGAUGGGAACCUAAUUUGUUGUUUGAUUAGUACUGGAAAGUAAACCCAUUGUGUUUGAGGAAUCUAAAACGAUGAUACACAAGGUAGUUUCGUGAACAAUAACGUUGAUAACGAUAAUAAACCUAUCACACCUUGUUGCUUAAUUUUGUGUUGUACCAACAAGUGUAUGCAGUAGAACGCUGAGGUGCCUGAAAUAGAAGAACCUUGAGGCGGUAUCGUUGAUGGGAGAAACUUUGAUCCCAAUUAUGAUCAUUCAUUAGGUGACCUUGACUUCCGGAAGUUGGCCUAUAUGAAUGGAAUUAAAAGAGGUGGUUUACUAUGUUUCUUCAGAGUUGUAAGAAAUCUGAUUCCUCCAAUGCAUUGGAUCUCUGCUCAUUUUGUUUGGCAGGUAAUAUCAAUGUACCGAAUCUAAAGGAUUAGUUUCCGUAGAGACGUGUAACCAUUAACAGUAUAGUAGAAAGUGUUGGAUAUUAACAAAGCGAUAGGAGACGAAGAUUUUUUAACAUAUUUCGAUAUAAACCAAGAUUAAUACUACAAAAUUCGAUCCACACACAUAUUUUUGAUGGGUAUCAUCGAAAUAUCUUAAUUACAAGAAUGUACUCUGUUAAGUAGUAAAGCGGCUCACUGUUCAAGACGCGAAUUUGACCAAGUUGUCCCUGUGGGAUAUAAAUGAAAUAGCGCUUUGGUUUUGGGGGUGACGAAAUAAACGAGCAUUUCUUAAGUGAUAACGCGGUGAAAAAUGGUCAAAGUAUAUCUGACUUGUGUUGCAUCGGUGAAACUUAAAAAUCGAACACUCUAAGUUGGACAGAGAUUUUGUGGCCCAAUAGGUUGUAGGUUAGAGACGGUAGUUCAAAUAUGAAUUGAUCCUAUUAAAGUUGAAACAAUGACGGUAACCUAAGCGACACAUUGGUGUGAAAUUUGCCUUAAACUAAGGCAUCAUAUAGCUAAUAGAUAAUAUAUUUAGGUAUUCUACACACAUAUAUAUAUAUAUUAUUUAGUCAUUGUUGUCUCUCAAAAAAAUGUGUUAUUUAUACUUAUGAUAGUUAAUAUAAAAUAGUGCGAUAAAGUUAUUUAUAAUGAAAUAAAAUUGUAAUUGUGGCGAAUAAAGUUGGUGAGCGGUUUUAUUUUGAAUUUUAUUAUAGGCCGGUCAAAACUUUCCAUUCUCUCAAAAAGUGAAAUCAUGCUACUGGUUGAAUAGCCGUGCAAUGUUAAAUACAACUCUUUGUUUAGUUAAAGUCCAAUCCCUCAUGUUAGUGUGGUAUCUUAAGAUGUCCAUGUAUGGAUCCUCUAAUGAAAGUCCAAAACAUUUUCAGAUACAUCUUUUGGAUCAAAUGGAAGAUAUAAUCUUUCAGCAGCACAUUUUUGAGAGUGUUGCUGUAAUCGGUAGAUAAUAUUUUUAGGUCGCAGGUACCUAAACAAAGUUAGGGCACUUGAACAAAAAUAAACAACAGAUGACCGGCACAGGUGUUUGAUCAUGACUGCAGGGAGUGUGUGAGAAUUUAGUAGAGCCAACUGUAGGUGGAAACAUAUAGAUAUUACUUGACGAGAUGAUAGAAUAUAGUAUUGAGAGAUAGGUGAUCAUGACCAAUUAGUAGCAUAUCCAUCAGCAGUAUCAGCUAGUUUUAAAUUUGUUAAUAUCUUUUGAUUAUUAUUUCACUGUUUUUAGAUUUACAUUAUUUUUUUAUUUUAUAGGUUAUGAUGAACAUAAUUUUAUUAACACAGAUGAAACCGGUCAAUUAAAAAAUACAGAUUUAGUUAAAAUAACUGCAAAUAUGAGAUCAGAAUCUAAGUUAAUAGGCAGACCUGAUGCUUCAGAUGGUAGUAGUAGAAAUCUAACUAUUAAAAGUUAGAAUGUUUCUUAAAAUUUAACUUAUUUUUUUAUAGUAGAAGUCAAUAGUUCUGAUGAAGAAUCUCCUGGCUUGAAAGAACCAAAAUUAUUAGUAUCGGAAGAUGAAGAAGAAGAAGAAGACUCUAAUGGUACAAACUGUAAUUUAGUUGUUAAUCAGUCACGUAAGUUCAUAUAUUUAUUUAUUUAGUCUUAUUUUUACCAUUUAUUAUUAAUACUUAUUAUUUAUAGUAACUUUUUUUUUUUGUGUUUAAACCUCUUUUUAACUAGUAAUCUUGCUCUGAUAGUUGAGUGUUUUGUUCGAAAUCCAAACUGGUAAUCUGGUAUAAGUUCCUCUGCUUCAAUAAUUGAGUUGAGACGCUUGAGAAAAAAAUUUUCAAAUAGUUUUGACAUGCAUGGUAGAAGCGAUAUCGGUCGAUAGGAGGGAGCUUGUUUUAGUGGUUUCUUGGAUUUGAGCAACAUGAUUACCUCUGCUCAUUUUCAUUGUUCGGAAACGAAUUCUGUUUACAAGAUAGCGUUGUAAAUGUGGAUAAGAUGGAUGAUUGCCUUCUUAGGUAGCUCUUUACGUGGACUGAUCUCAUCGAAUUCAGGUGCCUUUUUCAUGUUGAUAUUGGUGUCAAUUUCAUGAGCCACUUCAAGUUGUGCUUUAACGAUCUCAUCAGUAAAUUUUUGUACUGAUAAUUUAAUGUCAGUUGACGAUUUUAACUGCACAGCAAGAGAGAUAGAUUUUUCGAGAGUAAUUCUAAAAAGGUAUGUUUGUUUGUUAGAAAAUGUUUUCGUUUUUUCAUAACAACAUUUGAACUCAAUGAUAAUAACACAGGAAUGUGAUAGGAAGUUAGCUCUACUAGUCCUUCAGCUUCAACAUAAUUAGAGGAGGAAAUACCUUUAAUUAUGAAGAAGUCAAGUAGAUCAGAGAUAUUCCUUGAAUCGGUUGGCCCGUAAGUUGGUUCUCUGGUAGAAAUUAUAUCAACGUUUAUACUGUUAGCUACUUUUAGCAGAGCACCUCUUUUUGGAGUGAUCAGUCUUGAUCUCAAGUGAGAGUGCUUUGCAUUGUAGUCACCACCAGCAAUAAACCUGUCUCCUAGCGUUUGGAAAAAUGAAGUGAAUCAAGUUUCAUCUGCACCUCCUUUGGGUGAACAAUAAAUAGCUGUGACCGUGUGGUCAUUAUUUCCAUUUUUAACACAAACACUUGUGGCUUGUAAGUGCAGUUUUGAGUAUUCUUCAAGUUCGAAGUGUUUUAUAGUUAAUUGUAUGACACAGCUGUACCUCCGCAUGCUCUAUCACUUGGGUGUAAAGUUGUAUAAAUCUUGUAGUUUUUUAUUUUUAGAAUAGUCCACAAUGUAAAGUGUAUUUUGGAUAUAAGGGCAAUGUCGAUGUUUUCAGUAUUUAAGAAAUUAUUUAGUUCUUGUUUACUCUGUAUUAGCCCAUUGGCUUUCCUUGCAACAAUCCGAAAUGUGCGGUUCAUUUCUUUUUCUUCUGACUUUUGUUAUUAGACUUGAAUUGAUUACAUUCUAAUCUAUCUAGUUCAGAUGUGACAUUAACUAACAAUUUAGUAAUGUUAGUUAAGGCAGACAAGAUUUCCACUAACAUAGAGUCAUUUUCACUAGUUUGUUGUUGCUGCUUGGACAUUUUGGGUGUUACGUUAUUUGUGGCAGAACCAGUCAUCUGUGAAUAUGAGAUAGAUGCAGUAACAGGUUUUGUUGGUUUCUGUUGAAUGUGCUGUACUGCAGAUACCUUUUUAGGAUGUGCUCUUUCUUCUGUCUUUUUGUAGGCAGAACAUUUCUUCCAGUUUAUAGUAUGUGCUUCACCACAAUUUGCACAUUUGGCUUUUGAUUUUUUUUAGGCUUUUGACAGUCUUCUAUUCUGUGUUUUUUACCACAUUUCACACAUAUAGACAUUUUAUAACAAUAAUUCUGAGUAUGCCCAAACGCCUGACAGUUUUUACACUAUGGCACCUCUUUUCUCUUUCUAGGUGUUUCUAUUUAAAUUUUAUGAUAACACAAACUAUCUAGAUUAAAUAUAUCUUUAUUAUUGUCUUGUGGAACUAAGUCUACUAAGAAUAAUGGUAGUUUUAUCCUCGUCCAUUCACUAUUUUUGUCUUUUACAUUUGAUUUUUUUUUUAUCUGGAUAUUUGAUACAUUGCUUGCAGUAUGACCUUUUUCCACUAGGUCUCUUGAUCUCACAUAAUUCUGUUUCUGGAUGUAAUCCACGAAUUAUGACCCGAAAUUUUUUUUCCGCUUUCAAUUGAAAUUUGUUAAAUUCGAUUUUACUUUCUUCAAGAAUUUUGAUUGUACAUUGGAAUUGAUGUUCAUCCUCGGUUAGAAUUUUUACAUCAAAAUUAGCUAUUAUUUUCGAGCUGCUGUUUGUGGCCAGAGACUUCUUCACUAGUUAGUCUACUUACCAAGUUUUGUAUAUUUUUGACACCACUAUCUGUGAUAGGUGGUGGUUUAUAUCCUUUAGUUUUUUUGUCAUUAAUAUUUCCUAUCAAUUCUAGAUUUAUUUUAUUUGAGCUUUUACUAACACCUGAAUUAGUAUCCAUCUUUUCAUUUUCCUUCGUCCUGUAUGGAUUUUUAUUUUUAUUAGGAUCAUUAAUAUUACUUGUAAAUGUAAUUCACUUUGUAGUUGUGCAUUGCUUGUUUGUAAUUGGGUCUCAAGCUUAGUUAAUUUUUCGUUGUCUUGUUAUAUUUGUAGUAUAACUGCAUGGUCAACUAAAACCUUACACGUCAAAGACAUUCCGAUAGACGUUCCAAGUCGCUGUACGUGUGUAACCCAGAUAAUUUAUAUUACGUCACUUGACACUUCCGUCAAAGGUGAAAACAUAUGUAUUGUUAGUAUAUUACUAAAUAAACAUGUAAAUUCAGCACUUGCGAGCGAAACAUAUGUGUUGCUCAUUCGAUAAACAAAACGCGACUCAAACACCAAAAUAUAAACAAUAUUUUCAUUGACUAUUUUUGUAUUCUCUAAUAUUCCCCAAGAAUCUCACCUCUCUCCACUCUUGUUUAGCAUAUUUUUAAAUGAUAUUAAUUUUUUUUUACGCAUUGUGACAUAUUCCUUUGUUGAUGACUGCAAAUUUGUUGGAAUGAUUAAAUCUAUGGAUUACUCAGAAUUACAUCAAUUAGAUUUUGAUGCAGUUGUUGAUUGAUGCUCUAAUAAUGAAAUGCAUUUAAACAUAUUUAAAUUUAAUAUCAUCUCCUUCCACUGUAAAAAGAAUCUAAUAGUCUUCUUGUACCAAAUUAGUAAUAGAACGUUAUCAAUUGUUACAUUUAUAAAGAAUUUAGGAAUUAUGUUUGAAUCAAAAUUUAAUUUACAUAUUUCAAGAAUCAAUAAUACAGCACCAAAGUAAUUAGGUUUUAUUAGACAUCACUGCAAUGACUACUAAUCCUUUCGAUUUCAAAUCAUUUUACUGCUCACUAAUUCGUUCUUGUUUUGAUGAUGAUUCCACUCUUUGGUAUCCUUAUCAAUUAGUCUGAAUUAAAGAAAUAGAGGCUAUUCAAAUAGAUCUAUAUAAUUUGAUUCCAUUAACUUUCAAAUACACAGAUAACCACAUUCACUGCAUAUGCCAUUAUUUAACUUUUUAAAGGUUAAGUUACUUUAGAAGUUAGAAGAAAGAAAGUGGACUUAAAUUUUUUAUAUAAACUACUCAAAAAUUUGAUUGAUAGCCCUGUAUUUUUCCAUGAUUAAAUAAACAAAAAUUUAAUGUAUGUUAUGUAAUUUAAGAUGUGUUGAAUUAUUUUAUUUGCCUGUAGUAAUAACAAAUUUAAUGUCUUGGUUGAAAAAAAUAUGUAGUUCUACUUUUGUUAUGCUUAUACCAUAUUAUUUUUCAAAUGAGAACGCACUGCAUUGCACAUUAUUGUUGGUAGCGAAAGAACAUGCCAUUCUUUCAUUAGUUUGAUUAGUUUGAUUUUUUUAUAAUUGGUCACCAUUGGUCGGCUGCUAUCAAUGCCGCCAUGCAUUCGGAGAAUUGAAUUAAAUAAAUUAAAUUAUUAACAAGGUACCUAUUAUACCUAAAUAUUUUUUACUCAUAUGAUCUACUAUUGUAUCAUACCGUCUACCUGUUGUUUGACACAUACAAAUGGCCUUUAAAUAUUGUAUUAAUAAAGCUCACUAUGUACAUGCAUGAAUUUCAACCGAUUCUUGUCUGCUGCCAAAUGCAUCUUCAUUUGAAAGAUAGUAUAGCAAUGUUGUCUUUAGUGUUGAUGUUUUUCAUCGUCUUUUCUGCUUUAUGUGGGGUUGGGUCAAUUAGACCUGGUGGUCUUACCUGUACCAUUAUGUAUCCUCUUUGACUAUAUUUAAGCACUCUAUCAAUGAAGUUUCUUUCCUGUCAAUGUUGAAUUAACUCUUCCCCAAGUCUCAAUAAUUAUAUUGUUUCCAAUUAUCGGCCAAUAUGCAUACAAUUUCAUGUAUUAAAAAUUGUUGAAUCACUUGUCUUUAGUGUAAUUCAAUCGUCUUUAUGGAUGAGCAGUAUGGCUUUUGUCUUAGCUGCUUUACUCCCAUUUUUAAUCUCUUGUUUUGCAAUUAUAUUUCUGAUUCAUUUCAGAAUCGAUCUUAUUUCGAUGUGAUAUACACUGAUUUCUAUACAUUUUUUAUUUUUUAUUUAUAAUAUUUUAUUAUAUAGUUUUUAUUUUUGAUUCAUAAAAGUUUUAUUCGAAUUUAUAAGGAAUUUGGGUUUAAGUUAUAGUUAUUGAAAGGCAUGUAUGGCUUAAAGACUUCUAUUUGAAGUUUAACUUUUUUUUGAUUUGGUCUGGGGGACAUUCACCUUUCUGUUUUAAAAAUAGUAUGCAUUGAGUUCUGGGUUUCCUGAUAUCAAACUUUAUAUGCGUGUAUGUUCGCUGAUUGUUACAAAAUAACUGUGACCUUUUCUGAAUGGUUUGGUGCAUUUUAUAUGUCCAAGUAUAAGAUUUUGACAUUCACUAGAAUCAAAUCUGGUAGUUUUUUCUUACAGUUUGUAUUGCUAAAGUAUUCUGCGUGUAUCUGAUGAUGUUAUGGAUCUUGGUUUUAAGUUAAGCUUUUACCUCAAGCCUAAGAAAUACCUAAUCUGCCGGGUGCUUAAAUUACUUGGUUUUAUUAUUAGAUGGCGAAUGAAUUUCAUCUUGGUAUGUCUGUUAGUGUUUUAUAUUGUGCUCAUGUCCGUCAAAUUCUUGAGUAUGGUUGCAAUGUGUAGGAUCUCCAUAAGGUUAGCGACUUAAGGCAGGUUUAUGUUAUGUUAGGUUCAUACAAAGGUUUAAAACCUUUAGGUCUUUAAAAUUCUCUGUUCACUGCGUAACUAUGCGCCGGUUGCUAAUGUUCUUGGUGUUUCCUUAACAAAGCGAAGACAUGCUACAGGUUUUCGUUUCAUUUAUUGACUAUUAAAUAGCAAAAUAGACUCUACUAAACUCGUUUUGUCCAUUUGUAGUAUAUAUUUUGAUCACUUAUUUUUGUAGAGGUGAUUUUUUUUAUCAUGAACUAGCAAUUAUCCCAGAGGAUUUUAAGUGAAUUUGAUUUGUGUUUUUUUCUAAUCACGAUUGAAUCGUUUAAGCUUUAUUUUAAUUUCAUUUUUUAUUAUUAAUUUUUUUUAUUUUUAAUUGAGUUAUAACAGUAAUCUGAUAUUAGUCUUAUGCAUAUCAAAAUUUCUAGAAAAAUAUUUUGUAUUUAAAUCUGUGUUCAAAAGAGGAGUUCUACUUGAAAAUCAAAAGUGUGCACUUAUUUAAAGUAUUUAAAGUAGGGGUAAAAAAUUAAAAAUUGUUUUAAAAUAAAGCUUAAAGUAUUCCAUAAUGACUAGGAAAAACAGAAAUCAAAUCCAUUUAAAAUCCCCUGAGAUAGUUACUGGUUCAUGAUAAAAAAAAUCACUCUGUGUAAUCUUUUUCUUGUAAACUCAUUCAUUUAAUUCAUGUAUAUGAAUUUUAAUCUGACUCUGUUUACAAUACACAUCAUGUAACAGGACCUCACUUCAGAAAAAAAAAUAAAAUAAAAUAAUGUAUUACAGGGUAUGAAGUGAAUUUUGAGUUGAUUUCAAAUGAUAGUAAUCAUUCAGAAUCUACAGAUUUAGUAAUACCAACUGCAGGUCCAAAAUUUGGAUCAAAUUUAGAACGUGAAACCGACCCUUUUAAUGGUAUUGUUGAAUACUUAAUAAUAUUUAUAGAAAAUAUAUUUUCUUCAGUUUAUUUAUUAUUUUUAUUUAAUAGAUAUUAACAAUUCUGAUGAAGAUAAUACUUUUGAAUCAGAACAACAAGUAACAAUGGAAUCAGAGGAUAAUAAUACAGAUUGCAGUUCAGACGUUCAUCAUUCAUGUAGGUUUUAUACACACUAGUUUCAAAUUUUAUAUUAGUAUUUUGUUUUCCUUUUAAAAAUCUUUUAAUAUUAUAAUUUUAAUAUACUUUUGUAAGAGUAUGAUCUUCAACUUAAUUGCACCAGUUUAUGACAUGUUAUUUAUUUCAAAAUUGAAUCUAUUUUAUAGUUCAUGAAGUUAAUUAUGAGACAAUCUCUAACAAAAGUAGUCAAUCAGAAACUAUAGAUUCAAAAUCAAAAUUAGAAGGCGAAAAAGAUGUUUUAGAUGGUAUUCUUAAAAAAAAAAACCAAAUUUUUAAUGAGAUAAUUUUUUAAAUUGACAAAUUUUUUAUUGAUAUUUGUAGAUAUUAAUCGUCUUAAUGAUGGAAAUAGCAUUUCUGAACCAGAAGAACUAUUCGUAUCGGAAUCAGAAGAUUACUAUGAUACAAAUUGCAGUUCAGUUGUUACUCAUACGCGUGCGUUUACUAUUUAGUGUUAAGUUUUAAUUAGUCUAAUUUUUUAAAUUUACUUAUUACUUAUUAGAAUGUUUAUUAAACUAUAUUAGAUUUAUUUAGAUUCUGAUGAAGAGCAAUGUAUUGGUUUUACUAUAAUUUGUUUUUAUUUUUAAAAUGUUUAUUCAUUUGUGCCUGUUAAUAACUUAUCUAUUAUAAAAAAUUGUGUUUUAAUUAAAAACUUUAUAAAAACAUUCUUCUAAAUUUUCUAUCUAGUGCAUUGGGAAAGUCAUUUUGAUUUUUCUUAUAGUUUUCUCAAUAAAUCAAACUAAUUACCAAUUUUUAUUAAUUUCUAUUAACUUAACUUUCUUAAUUAUUUAUAUCCGUAUCUACUUAAAUAUUAAUAAAUUUAAUCUACUUCUUGCUUCCUAGAAACCAUUUCUUAUUAUUAUUUCUUAAUUAUAAUUUAAUACUAUUACUGUUUCAUCAUGUUUUGUAAUAUUUCUUAUUGUGUAACAAUUACUUUGGUUGGUAUCAAGGGAGAAAAUACAACUAAUAAUGCAUUGUUCAGAAUCAUUUUUUUUAUUAAAAAUGGUUUAAUGUUACAUAUAGAUAUAAAUUACAUUACUCUAUAUAAUGUCCAUUGCAACUUCACUCCUAAAACAGUAGUACAGUCAUCAGAAUUAUCAGUUUUUUUUAAAUUUUAGUUUUUAGGUUUUAAUAAGUGUAAAUAGUAGGUUUUUUUUGUUGCUGAAAUGUAUUGUUUAGUCCAUUCUUUAUUAUUUCAAAAUGUGUAUGUUUUAUCUGCUUUAUAGGUUAUGAAGUAAAUUAUGAAUUGAUUUCGAAUGAAAGUAGUCAAUUAGAUACUACAGAUUUAAAUAUAAAAACUGCAAAUUUAAAACCUGAAUCAAUGUUAGAAGGUGACAUAUGCUUUAGAAUUUAGAUAGUUAUAAUUCAACAUUUUUAGAAGAGUCAUUUUCUUGAAUUUAUUGACUUGUUAUUUAUAUUAAUAGUUGGCAAUCAUCAGAAUGAAGAGGAUAAUAUUCUAGUACCAGGGGAACUAACUGAAUUGGUAUCAGAAGAUUCUAUUGAUAAAAAUCAAGUUAAUCAGUCAUGUAUGUUUAUUAGUUAUUUGACAGUUUUAUAAUUGAUUUUUUAUGAUAAACCUAAUAUAUAUUUACGAUUUUCCAUUAUUAAUAAGAACAGUAUUUUUAUUUAAAUUCUAAUAGAUUGAAGGAUUUGUUUUUGUUUAUGAAUAGUAGGACUGCUUAUUGUCACAUUAUUUUAAAUUGUUGGUGGUUUAUCCAUUUAUCUGUCUUAUAGGUUAUGCAGUAAAUUAUGAGUUAAUUUCAAAUGAUAGUUGUCAUUCGGAAAAUUCCGAUAUAGUUAUAACAAACAUAGAUUCCAAAUCUGAAUCAAAGUUAGAAGUUGAAGCAAUUCCUAUAUAUGGUAGUGUGGAAAAUCCUAUAGAUAUAGAUGAAAUAUUUUCUUAAAUUUACUAACUUAUUUAUAUUUUUAGGUAUUAAUCAUCAUCAUGAAGAGAAUACAAUUUCUGAAUCAGGAGAACAACUAGUUCUAGAACCAGAAAAAAAUUAUAAAGCAAAUUAUAGUUCAGUUAUUAAUCACACAAGUAUAUAAUUUCCAUUCAAGUUCUUAGUUUUUAUAAUUUAUUAAUUUUAUUUUUCGAUGUAAAAAAUAUUUUUUAGAUUGUAUAUCCUAAUUGAGUGAAGGUUAUUCACUUUGUUAUUGGAUACUAUUUUAACUUUUGUUUCGUCAUUUUACUUUUUAAUUGGUUGUUUAAAAAUUUAUUUACCCGUUUUUCAGGAUAUUCAUCUACUAUAGAUGAAUGCAAUCAGUUAAAGACUACUGGUGUAAAAGGUUCAGAUUCCAAACCUGAAUUAAAUUUGAAUGAUAAAAUACAUCAUUUAGAAGGUAUUGUUAAAAAAAACUAAUAGAUAAACCUUAUAAAACUUAGGUAAAGAUGAUAUCUUUUUCUUCUUAAAAAAAAAAAAAACAAAAAUUAUUUACAAUUGCAGAUAUCAAUCAUUUUGAUGAAGAUAUUACAAUUCUUGAAGCAGAGGAACCUUUAAGUUUGGAAUCACGGGAAGUGAUGGAUGGAAUUCAUGUAGUAGGAGGAGAUGGUAAGCCAAUUAGUAGAUAGUUUAAUUUAUUUUUUUGUUCAUUAAAUUUUAUAAUCUGUUAGACAAAUCAGGUUGUAUUGUCGUGUGAUAAAGAAGAAAAGGUGAAUAAGUUUUUAUAUAUUUUUUUUUUUUGCAAAAAUAGGUAAAUUAUAAAAAGGAGAUAAAACAUAAAAUAUUAGAUUCUGAGUGGAGCAAAGAAGCUUAUGGUUUUACAAAGAUGUUUAUUUUUUUUCUGUGGACAAAUUUUUUCUACUAGCAUUUUGCUACGAUUUACAAUGAUAGUACUUUUUCUUAAAGGAAAUUUGACUGGAAAUGUUCAAGUAAUAGUGUUUUUGAGAAACAGAUUGCCAAUGCUGCUUUUAUCAAGCUCUCUGAAGUGUAUGCCACUGUAUGGAAACAGCUUCGUGAAUAAAUUAAGCAAAGCUGUACCUUGUAAAAAUCAAAUAACACUUUUAAAUAUUAUUCUAACUAACCAUUGUUGUCAAGAUGUUAUGGGCUUCAAAGGAAGCAAGUGGCCCUCACCAAAUAGUCUACUGCCAAGUCCAAUACUUGUACUAACCCCUCUUUAAUCUGUAUUAACACGAUAUACAAAAAACAAAAACACCAAAGUUCCAAUAUGUUGAUAACAUUGUGAUCAUGUGCCAGAGCAAGAAAUUAAAAGUUCGAAGCAGCACAUCAAAACUUGCAAUAUUUAGCGAUUUUUUUUUAAGUAGUGUUCAAAAUCCAAUUAUUUGAAGACUUAGGUGCGUAUAAGUACAACACAGUUUCAAGUCCAAGUUUCUGGGAAUUACUCUUGACUGCUUACUUACCUUCAAGGAACACCAUUUACAUUUUUGACUGAGCGUAUAUGUCUUAUCUUAUCAGUGUAGUGGACAAUCUCAACCAUACCUUAUAGAUUGAUCACCCUAUAUAUACAGUGGGUAUCAGUAUAUAACAUUACUUAUAAGAAGAAAUUUAUGUUAUCUGCAGAGUAACUAAUUAUUUUAUUACACAAUACAUUUUCAUUAAUAACACCAAUCAUUUUUAAAACUACAACAAUGGAACAAAUUGUUGGUGGUGUUUUUAAAUGGUUGUAUGAACUUUUUAGUUUAGGUAAGAAGAGAGUAGUGGAACACUGUGCUUGUGUGGUGGCGUGGUGCUUGACGUUUGAUUAGGUUCCACUUUUUACUUAAACAUAUUUCGUCAACAGGUACACAGAAAUAAAAAAUGUUGACACCAAAAUUAAUUUAAACUCUCCAUUUAUUUAUGAAAUUUCGGACAUAGGUUCUCAUUUGAAUUUUAAAAGUUCCCCCCCCCCUCAAAAUUCCACAAAAAAGAAAAAGGUGUUGAUGCUUUUGGGGGUGCUACAUCUCAUUUUUUUCUCCUUAGUUCGAAGUUUAAAUGUUUGGGUCAAAGUUUUAUACUGCUUCAAAAAAGUUGGUAUCCUAAAUGUAAUCUUAAAGCCUAGUCAAUAAAAAAUUUAAACAAUUUUAUCUAUAAUUCAAACUAGAUAUCAAUGAUAUCUGUUAUUUCGUUACGGCAUCAUCAGAUUAACUUAUAUAAAAAAGUAUCUACUUAAAGAGCAUAUUCAGCAUUGUGGUUCUGAGAAUAAUAGUAAUGAUAAUAAUAAUAAUAAUAAUAAUAAUAAUAAUAAAAAUAUUUAUGGGGUCAUAUGACGUAAACUUUUUAGAUGAAUGAGGAAUAUAAAAUAAAUGAUUGUUACGAGUGUGGUGGCUAUUAACUUUGGAAUUUAAUUGACUUAAUAUUUGAUUAAAUAAUAAUAAAUAUAUAGAUUUUAUUAUACAUAGAAUCCAUGAAUUUAAUGACAAAAGUAGUAUCAAAGGUGAUUAAGCAUUAUAUGAAUUUUUAUAAUUUUAUUUUAUUGUAAGUUAAAUAAAAUAUGUUUUAUUCUUUGAUUUUUAUUACAUGAUACAAUGUUAUUUUAUUAUAUUGUUUUCUCAAUAAUGAUUCUGGACAUUUUUAAAUUUGGUAACUAUUUUAAACUUAAUUGUUGCAUUAUUUACAUUUUAGAUUACGAAGUACCUAAAUCUUCAAGCACACAAAGAAAUCAUUCACCAGAAAGUAAUCAUUUAACUGUAACAACCGCAAAAGAAAGUCCUGAACCAAAUGUAGACAAUGAAAACGUAUUUAGUGGUAAUGUUAUAAUCAUUUAUUACAUUCCUUUAUAAUAAUUAUAAAAUUUAACUUUUAAGUAUUUAAAAACUGUUUUUGACAUUUUUGAAAAUUAUUGUAUUCAGGUUGUCAUUUAAAUUUUAAGAUGUUUUUUUUAAAUUAAUCUUGGAGUUUUUCUUUUUUAAAUUUUAUUUAACCAUAAUAGUUUUUAUUUUAAAUUAAAUUAUAAAUUGUUAUAACAUGUGUAGUUGAAAUUGGUCAUUUUGAAGUAGAAAUUACAACAUCUGAAUUAGAAGAAGUAUUAAGAGUGGAUGAUCAAUAUUAUAUUGGUUCAAAAAAUGAUUCAGUUAAUAAUAAGUAUGGUAAGUUCUCUGUUCUCUGAGCAGAAUACACAAGUAAUAUUAUAUUACUUGUGUAGAAUAAUUUUAGUAAACUAUUAUUUUUGAUUUGGAAUAAAUAAUAGUAUAAUAUGUUUAUACACAUUGGUAAAUAUACAUGUAUUUAUUUGUAUAAUUUUUAUUAUAUUUUAAAUAGGUAAUUUAUUUUAAUAUGAUAUUAAUAAUUAUUAAUAUUAAUAAUAUUAUUAAUAAUAAUGUUUAAUUUGUUUCCAUAUACUUGUAGAUAAGUCAAAGGAACAUAUACAGUUUAACAAAAAACAAGACUUAAUCAACUCACCUAGUUCUAAAAGUUGUAAUAAACCCGGUAAGUUGAUUUACAUAAUUAAUACAAUAGUACUUAAGAAUAAGACAUAACUAAAAAAAAAAAAUUGUUAUAUGAAUUUAUUGGGUAAUAUUUAUUUAUUCUUUUAAAUUUGCUUAAAUCAUAUAAUUGUAGUUUAAAAAGGAUUAUUUUCUAUAAUUUAUAUUUUUAUGGAUAGUUCAUGGUCUUAGAUUAUUAGGUCUGACAUGAAAUCCCCAUAUGUGAAGGUCUUAUAAUAUACUUGUAAAAAAUCAAUGUUAAUCACUAAAUUUCAAUAAUACUACAAAUACAUAGACUAGACUCUUGAUAUACUACCAUUUAUAUCAGAUUGUAUAUCGGAAAACAGUUUUUAAAAAAAAUCAAUCAUUUUGUUUUAUUAUUAGUUUAUGGAUUCAAUUAAACAAAAUAUAGAAUCGCUUAUCUGUCUUAUAUGAACAAUAUAUAAUGGAAAAAAGUGUUAUCGGCUUAGCUCUGAGAAUUAACCCAGAAGCAUUUCUGUUUAAUAUCAUGAUAAUAUCACAAAGUUAAUACCAUAUAUUUGUUUAACCCAAUAAUAAAACUUAAGCAAUAAUUAAUGAACUCAAAAAAAAAAGAAAAAAGAAAAAAAGAAGAGUAAAGAUAUUAUAAACUAUUAGAACUGCGUGUAUAUAUAAUAAUAAUACAUGUUUAUUCUUCUUGAAGCAUAUUUAUAUAUGAUUUUUCUCAUUUUGUAAAUAGUUUCAUAACAAUUGGUAAAAUUUAAUUUUUAAAAUCUAUUUGUAUUCACCAGAGGUUAGUCAUAUUAAUGAAGAGAUUAUUAAUUCAAAGUCAGAGGAACAUAUACAGUUUAACGAAAAACAAGACUUGAUCAACUUACCUUCUUCUAAAAGUUGUAAUAAACCCGGUAAGUUGAUAUAGAUAAUUGCUGUUUAGCAAUUGCUGUUUAAUAUCAAAAUAACCUUACUAAGUCAAUGCCAUAUAUUUGUUUUACUCAAUAAUAAAACUUAAGCAAUAAUUAAUGAACUCAAAAAAGAAAAAAAAGAACAGUAAAUAUAUUAUAAAUUAUCAGAAUUGCGUGUAUAAAUAAUGUUGAUACAUGUUUAUUCUUCUUGAAGCAUAUUUAUACAUGAUUUUUUUCAUUUUGUGGAGUUUCUUAAAAAUUGGUUAACUUUAAUUUUUAAUAAUUAUUUGUAUUCAUCAGAGGUUAGUCAAAUUAAUGAAGAGAUUACUAAUUCAAAGUCAGAGGAACAUAUACUGUUUAACAAAAACGAGGACUUGAUAAACUCACCUCAUCCUGAAAAUUGUAAUAAACCCGGUAAGUUGAUUUAGUUGAUUAAUACAAUAAUACUUAAGAAUUAGAUUUGAUUUAAAUUAUUAAAUUAGGGUUUUUUUUCUAAUCAAAAAUUAAAUAGUUUCCAUUAUAUUAAUAUAGUUUUAUGAAUUUAUUUGAUAUUAUUUAUUUAUUCUUUUAAAUUUGCAUAAAUAAUAUAAUUGUAGUUUAAAAAGGAUUAUUUUCUAAAUUUAUAUUUUUAUGGAUAGUUCAUGGUCUUAGAUUAUUAGUUCUAACAUGUAAUCCCCAUAUGUGAAGAUCUUAUUAUUUACUUGUAGAUAAUCCAUGUUAAUCACUGAAUUUCAUUAAUAUUAUAAAUACAUAGAGUAGACUCUUUAUAUACUACCGUUUAUAUCAGACCAUAUAUCGGAAAACAUGUUUUUAAAAAAAUAUAUCAAUUUGUUGUAUAAGUUCAUGGAUUCAUUUAAACAAAAUAUUGAAUCAUUUAUCUGUUUUAUAUUAACAAUUUUUUUUUUUUUUUUAUCAAUCCGAAGAUUGGUUAAAUGAUUAAUGGUGUUUCUCUCCACUUAUAAUCCUCUUCAUCUCCCAGUAUGUUCCUAUUCCGAUAUCUUCCAUCACCUGCUUCAGAAAUGGAGUUCUGGGUCUUCCUCUUCCAGGUUUUCCUUCGAUAUUUAUUUCCCUCUAUUAUUGUGGUUAUCCAAGGACUAUUCCUUAGUAUUUGUCCGAUCCAUGCUUUCCUUCUCAGUCCUUAGCGUAUUCCAUAUUGAUUUUUAAGUAUUCUUUCUUCUGAAAACCUCAUCAUUUUUUAUCCUUUCCGUCCAUGAAAUUUUUAGCGCUCUUCUCCAACACCAUACUUCAAAGGCUUCUAUUUUGGCUUUUUCAGCCUUCAUUAUUGUCCAAGUCUGCUCCAUAUAGAGCUACGCUCCACACAAAGCUUUUUAUAAGUGCUUUCCUGGUGUCCAGACUUAUUCUGUUUGAAGUAAAAAGAUUUCUCUUUUUAUAAUAGGCCUGUUUAGUCUGCGCUAUUUCACAUACUAUGUCUGUAUGGCUUUUCCCAUCGCUUGUAAUUUUGCUCCCCAGGUAUAUGAAACUUUGAACUGUCUCCAGCAAUAUUCCAUCUAGAGUUAUAUUUACAUAAAUCUGCUGUUUGCUACAUAUAAGGAUCUUGGUUUUCCGUUGGUUUAUUUUCAUGUAGUGUUCUUUAAGCGUGUCGUUCAUUUUUUCGAGCAUGUUAGUUCUGUCUUCUUCACUUUCUUCGAUUACAGCAAUAUCGUCCGCAAAAUGCAACAUUUGCACAAGUAUUCCUCCUAUCUUUACUCCUCCAAUAUUUUCUUUUCUUACUUUUUUAAGGCUUCUUCUAUGUAUAGAUUAAAUAAUGUAGGUGAUAGAUUGCACCCUUGCCUAACCCCCUUUGCAAUUUUAGCCUCCACCUGGUUGUUACCUUUUUCAGCUUUUAUAACUGCGAUUUCAUUGAUGUACAGAUUAUGUAUAAUUUUUCUAUCGUUAUAGUCUAUUCCAAUGUCUUCCAUAAUCUUAAAUAGUUUUGUCCAUUUAACAUUAUCGAAGGCCUUCUCCAAAUCUAAGAAGGCAAUAAACAGUGGUUUGUUGAUUCUAAACAUUUUGUCUAUGAUUAUUCUUAAGCAUAUUAUCGCCUCUCUAGUGCCUCUAUUUUUCCUGAAACCAAAUUGGUCUUCAGCUAAAUUUUCGUUUAUCUUCGACUCUAUUUUUUUGUGCAUUAUUUUUGUAAGAAUCUUAGAAGCAUGUGUUAUGAGGCUAAUUGUUCUGUACUCUUCACAUCUCUCUGAUUUCUUUUUCUUGGGAAUGGGAAUUAUAAUGCAUUUCUCGAAAUCUUUCGGAAUGAUGCCAGUCUUGUAUGCUUUUCCUAUUAUUCUAAACAGAAUAUCUUUUCCAUACCCAUCUAAUGCCUUUAAUAGUUCUCCGUUUAACUCGUCUAUCCCAGGUGCUUUAUUACUUUUAAGUUCAUUUAAGGUUAUUUCAAAUUCUUCUCUUAAUAUAGGUGGUCCUGUGUUGCAUUGUAUAUCUUCCCGCCUCGUCAUGGAGAAUUGUAUAGUGUCUGCUUGCUCGUUUCCAUAUAAUUUGUCUAUGUAAUCUUUCCACGUCUUUAGUUUUUCCUCUUCAUCACUUAUAACUUUUCCAUCACUGUUUUUUAAAAACGUUGACCUAUUUCUAUGUUUACUGAAAAAUAAAAACUGGUGAUGUAGCAAUAGAAGAAAGUUUCAAAAAAUUUGUAUAUUCUGCUCUAGUUUAAUUGCACUUAAAAUAUGCAAUAUCUAUCUGGAGAGAUAANUUAGUUUCAUCUUGGUUUUCCGUUGGUUUAUUUUCAUGUAGUGUUCUUUAAGCGUGUCGUUAAUUUUUUCGAGCAUGUUGGUUAUGUCUUCUUCAUUUUCUCCGAUUACAGCUAUAUCGUCCGCAAAACGCAACAUUUACACAAGUAUUCCUCCUAUAUUUACUCCUCCAAUAUUUUAUUUUCUUACUUCUUUUAAGGCUUCUUCUAUGUAUAUAUUAAAUAAGGUAGGUGAUAGAUUGCACUCUUGUCUUACCCCCUUGGCAAUUUUAGCCUCCACCUGGUUGUUAUCUUUUUCAGCUUUUAUAACUGCGAUUUUAUUGAUGUACAGAUUAUGUAUAAUUUUUCUAUCGUUAUAGUCUAUUCCAAUGUCUUCCAUAAUCUUAAAUAGUUUUAUCCAUUUAACAUUAUCGAAUGCCUUCUCCAAAUCUAAGAAGGCAAUAAACAGUGGUUUGUUAAUAUUAAACAUUUUCUCUAUGAUUAUUCUUAAGCAUAUUAUCGCCUCUCUAGUGCCUCUAUUUUUCCUGAAACCAAAUUGGUCUCGAGCUAAAUUUUCAUUUAUCUUCGACUCUAUUCUUUUGUGCAUUAUUUUUGUGAGAAUCUUAGAAGCAUAUGUUAUGAGGCUAAUUGUUCUGUAUUCUUCACAUCUCUCUGGUUUCUUUUUCUUGGGAAUGGGAAUUAUAAUGCAAUUUCUCGAAAUCUUUCGGAAUGAUGCUGGUCUUGUAUGCUUUUUCUACUAUUCUAAACAGAAUAUCUUUUCCAUACCCAUCUAAUGCCUUUAAUAGUUCUCCGUUUAACUCGUCUAUCCCAGGUGCUUUAUUGCUUUUAAGUUCUUUUAAGGCUAUUUCAAAUUCUUCUCUUAAUAUAGGUGGUCCUGUGUUGCAUUGCAUAUCUUCCCGCCUCGUCAUGGAUAGUUGUAUAGUGUCUGCUUGCUCGUUUCCAUAUAGUUUUUCUAUGUAAUAUUUCCACGUCUUUAGUUUUUCCUCUUCAUCACUUAUAACUUUCCCAUCACUGUUUUUAAAAAACGUUGACCUAUGUCUAUGUUCACUGAAAAAUCUUUUUAUUAUGUUGUAUGCCUUAUCACCCAUACCUUUGGAAAGGUAGUCAUCUACUGAAGAGCAUUUAUCAUUCAGUCAUUCUUUCGCUUUCUUUGACUCUUAAAAUCAUGUUUCUAUAUACUUUAUAUUUUCUUUUAUCUUCAUCAUUUUUUCCAUUUUUAUAUUUUCUUCUUUCUUCUAUGAGGUCUACAAUUUUAUUCGUUAUCCAAGGUCUUAUCGGGGAAUUUCUCUCAUUCCCUAGUUUCCUUUCCACCGCUGUUGUGACUGCUUCUUUUAACACUUCCCAAUCAUCAUUUAUUCCAUACGGCUCAUUCUGCUCUUUUAUUUGCAAUUCUUUUAACUUAUUAUUUACUCCUUCGCUGUAAUUAUAUCUUAUUUCUUCAUCUUUCAGUUUAUCUAAAUACCAUUUUUUCCUUGUAAUUUGUUUGUUUUCCAUUUUUUUAAGGCUUAGAUUGGAUUCCAUUAUGACUAAAUUAUGAUCACUAUCUAUGUCUGCUCCAGGGAAGCUUUUGCUUUGUUUUACUUGAUUUCGGUAUCUUUUCCUAACAAGGAUGUAGUCUAAUUGAUAUCUGGUUUCCCCUCCUGGCCUAGUCCACGUGUACCUUCUACGCUUAGGCUGUGAGAAUAAAGUGUUUGUGAUCACUAAGUUUUGUUCCUUGCAAAACUCUAUUAGUCUUUCGCCUCUUUGAUUUCUCCUGCAACUGCAUUCCAGUCUCCCAAGAUUAUCAUAUUAUCCUUCCCCUUUGAUAACUUUAUAACUUUGUCAAUUUGCCCAUAUAUUUCCUCAAUAUUAACGAUAUAUAAUUUAAAAAGUGUUAUCGGCUUAGCUCUGACCAUUAACCCAGAAGCAUUGCUGUUUAAUAUCAUAAUAAUCUCACAGAGUUAAUACCAUAUAUUUGUUUUACCCAAUAAUAAGUUUUAAGCAAUAAUUAAUAAACUCAAAAAAAAAAUGAAAAGAAGAAGAGUAAAGAUAUUAUAAAAUAUUAGAAUUGCGUGUAUAAAUAAUGUUAAUACAUGUUUAUUCUUCUUGAAGCAUAUUUAUACAUGAUUUUUCUCAUUUUGUAAAUAGUUUCAUAACAAUUGGUAAAAUUUAAUUUUUGAAAUCUAUUUGUAUUCACCAGAGGUUAGUCAUAUUAAUGAAGAGAUUAUUAAUUCAAAGUCAGAGGAACAUAUACUGUUUAACAAAAAAGAAGACUUGAUAAACUCACCUCUUCCUGAAAAUUGUAAUAAACCCAGUAAGUUGAUUUGGAUAAUUUAUACAAUAAUACUUAAAAAUUAGAUUUGAUUUAAAAAAAAAAAAAAAAAUUGUUUUAUAUCCAUAUAAUCCUUAUUGGGUAAUAUUUAUUUAUUCUUUUAAAUUUGUAUAAAUUAUAUUAUUAUAGAUUAAAAAGGAUUAUCUUCUAUACUUUAUUUUUUUUGGAUAGUUCAUCCUCUUAGAUUAUUAGGUCUGACAAGUAAUCCCCAUAUGUGAAGGUCUUAUUAUAUACUUGUAGAUAAUCCAUGUUAAUUAAAAAUUUAUAUUUUACUUUAAAUAAUACUAUUCAAGCUGUCCACGUCUUUAUUCUUCGCUGUUAGUAUUGCCCUUUCACUUAUCCAAUCAAGAUGUUUAUAAUUGUCUUCAAUGUUUGGGAACACUUUUGUAAUGAGUUCCGCCUUCGACCAUGUGAACUCGAAAAUAUUUUCCGGGGACGAUAUUAAUCCAGUCAAAUCAACCGGAAUUUGGCCAUUGCCAAGCGCCAGCAGUUGUCUCGAGAAUUCAGCAGCCAAUGGGUCGUUCUGCAACUCAACUCUCAUGUUCGUGGUCAAUUUCAACUUCUUGACAUGUCGCCACAAUAACGACGAUUUCAGACAUGCAUUAAGUUCAUCGGCAGCAGUAGAUUUCGGGAUGACGGGAAGUGUUUUGCGAAAAUCUCCGGAGAGCAAUAUCAUUGCCCCACCAAAUCUUCUCGAAUCACCUUGUGAAUUCUUCAUCGUUCGGUCAACUGCCUCCAAAUUUAGUUUAUGUGCCAUCGUGCAUUCAUCCCAAAUGAGGAUUAUGCAUUCUCGCAUCAAUUUCGCUGUCACUGAAAUCUUUGUCGUUGUGCAUGUAGGCUUGUCAACCGUUAGAAGAUUCAUUGGCAGCUUCAAAGCCGAAUGUGCAAUUCGACCGCCUUCCAACAAUGUGGCAACAAUGCCAAAGGAUGCAACAGCCAACGCAAUUUGAGAUCUUGACCGAAUUGUCUACAGAAUUAACGAACUGACGAACGUUUUGCCUGUUCCACAAGGAGCAUCGAGAAAGUAAAUGCCUCCCGUUCCUUCAUCAACAACUUUCAUCAGUGAAUCGUAUACAUUCUUCUGCUCGGCAUUCAACAGCGGCACAUUUGUUCGGACUCUUUCAGCCAGCUCAUCUCGAUCAUAGUCUUUCUCCCGAUGCAAUUCACUAUUAAAUGCAUCGUGCGUUGAACGAUUUGGCGCUGGCGAUGUUGACAACAGACUGCCGCACAUUUCUUCAAUCAGAACUAAUGAUUCGUUGCGCAUCUCGUCGUUAAUUUCAAGAUCAAAAUUCGAAGUUGUGCGAACUUUGUGCAAAAUGUCGUCAGCCAUCUCCAAUGUUGGCCGCGUCUCCUUUGGUAGUGAUGGCAUCACGCAAGUGGAUGUUCUCGUCUGAUCGUAACUUCGACCGAUUGAAGCGAAUGAAAUUGAGACGCUCCGUUUUGACCUUGACGGACAUGUCGACGCAGUACUGUUGAAAUAACCGGCGAUAUGUCAAUAGAUGAUUGUCAACAUCUUGCCGAAUCAUCAAUCGAUAUGCAUAAAAAUUCAUUGAGCUGAAAUUUUUAUUCGUUUCUUCUCCUGAAAUAUGAAUUCGAUCUUAGUUAUAGUAUGAAAAAGAAAUUAUGACCUGUAAACAAACCUGUCAUUUGAUUGACCAUCUUUAUAUUUAAGUGAUAGCUAUCUUCUCCACGACUGAACAUCAACGGGUAUUGAAGUGCAUCAUAUGACCAAUGAGUCUCGUAUACGCGCUGCAAUUGUCCACCAUCCCGACGUUUGUGAACAAUAUCGCGCGAUGCCACAUUCUCGCCAAUAAUCACCACUGUGACUUCAUUGAUUGUGGGAGCAUUGAAUUUUCUUGCAUGGCUUUCAGAGGGUCUUUUGUCUGCUCUGAUAAUGAUUUUGUGGUCGUCAGAAUGUAUUGUAUCCAAUGCGGUUUUGAACAAUCUGACCAAUUCAUUAUGCUCAUGCAGAAGAUUUUGCAAUUGUCCGAUCAUUUCACUUUAGUCGCAGUAAAAAUUGCACAACGCUGAUCUAGUUCAAUUGCCGAAUUACCAACGAAAUAGAUCUGAAGGAACUUCCAAUCUUCGUUUGGUGGUGGUAACAAAGCACCCGCUCGAUGGUGAAUUUGUCCUUGAAUCUGAAUAUUUAGAUGGUCAUUUGUAAAAAAAAGUUAUUGUUAUUAUUAUAAUUAUAAUGAAAUGCCAUUACCUUAUAACUCGGAUUGUAGCUUGGUUGAUCAACAACUUUGGCUCCAAAUGACGUCAUUUGAAAACAUCCGUUAUAUUUUUGUGUAUUCGCCAGGAAUGUUUUGAUUGGAUUGUAUUUCCAUAGAGAAACAAAUACAAUGUCCCUGGUGAUUGAGCCAAAACGGGCAAUAUCACCUUGCCACCAGCGCAGCAUAAGCCGAGGGUUUACGAUCAAAACUUCAAUGCAUUGCAAUGCUGGCAUACGAUAGACAAUGAACCGAUAUCAACACAGCAAAGAUUUUUGUAGGCGAUUGCGGAAUCGUAUUCGAAAGCAGCGCGAUUCAAGGCUACAUUUGAAUUUCUUCUUCUUCUAUUAACAUGUUGUCGAAUUUGAAGUGGUGUUUGUGCAACGCACAAUUAUUGGUGUAAUAUGAGCACGUUUCAAUUCAUUUGCUUCUGCACGUUCCUCUUGCGUUUGAUUAUAAUGGACAUUCUCACAAAUGAUUGCAUUACGUGUACGUCGUCAAAUGUUUGAUCUUCUAAUAGGAAACAUUAUUCAAGCAAAAAUUUCUCUCCAAAAAUUAACAAAGUUGUUUUUGACGAUUUUUGACGUUUUUAAUCCUAUUCAGAAGAAAUACUCUUAAUAAAAACCUGUAAAAAAGUACCUUAAGGGGAUUCGAACCACCACGGUCAACACACUCUUUAAAUGCCACCUUAACCCAUUUGGCCACCUCUGCUGUUGGAACUAUAUGAGCGUAAUAAAGUUGUUAAGCCCAUAUAGUAAACCCACAUUAAAAUAUUGAUUAUAAUAAUAUUAUUUUUUAAUUUUUUAUUUUUAUGUCAGCAAUAUUAUGCAUGGAUGGAUAAUUUUUAAUUUGUGUUUUUACUAUAACAACAAAAAAUUUAAACAAUAUUGGCAUUUACUUUUUUUAAUAAUGAUUAAUUAAACAUUCAUGUUAUAAGAAAUGCAGGUAUUAAAUAAAUGAUUGAUAAUUAGUACAAUAAAAUAAAAUAUAAAUGUAUUCUUACAGUUUUUUCUUGUAACACCAACUACGGAAAAUGGAAAAUAAAGUCGUAAAAUCGAAUAAUAAUAUUUCAUAUAGAUAAAACUUAAAUUUUAUAUCUACUAUCGACUAUUGCGUUCUAUGUAAGAAGGAGGUAUUUAAGUAUAUAAAUAAAAUCAAACGGAAUAAAAACGAUACAAAAACUUAACUAUAAUAAUAAUAAUAAUAGUAAUAGCUAAUAUUCAAUAAACGACAUAUUCCUCCAUAUUGAUCCAUAGUUUUGCUGUUGACCGGGGGCCCACUUUAAUUAUGUCAUAUGGACAAUUUUAAAGGUUACUGUAGAUUUGUCAAUGCAAAAAAACAUUCUGGAACUCAAAAAAUCAAAAUAAAUUUAAAAAAAAAGGGGUUUUUCCAAAGAAAUUUUUCGUAAACACCUUAUCCUGGCAAUUACGAACAAUUAAAAAAAAAAUUGAACCAUUCUAAAUUGAUGAAUUGUUAUACAUUUUUGGAUCCAUUUUUAUACCUAUAGAUUUUUCUCAUUUUGUAAAUAAUUUUAUAACAAUUGGUAAACUUUAAUUUUUAAUAAUUAUUUUUAUUCAUCAGAAGUUAUUCAUAUUAAUGAAGAGAUUGGUAAUUCAAAAUCGGAGGAAUAUAUACAGUUUAGGAAACAACAAGAGCUGAUCAAUACACUUCGUUAUAAAAAUUCUUAUAAGCCCAGUAAGUUGAUUUACAUAAUUAAUACAAUAAUACUUAGGAUUUAGAUAUGAUAUAAAAAAAAAAAAAAAUGUUGUAUGAAUUGAUUGAGUAAUAUUUAUUUAUUCUUUUAAAUAUGCAUAGAUCAUAUAAUUGUAGAUUAAAAAGGAUUAUUUUCUAUAUUUAUAUUUUUAUGGAUAGUUCAUGGUCUUAGAUUAUUAGUUCUAACAUGUAAUCCCCAUAUGUGAAGGUAUACUUAUUAUAUACUUGUAGAUAAUCCAUGUUAAUCACUGAAUUUCAAUAAUACUACAAAUACAUAGAGUAGACUAUUCACAUACUGCCGUUUAUAUCAAAAAAACAAAUACAUCAAUUUGUUGUAUUAGUUCAUCGAUUCAAUUAAACAAAAUAUUGAAUCGCUUAUCUGUUUUAUAUUAAUGAUAUCUCUCUCUCUCUCUCUCUCUCUCUCUCUAUAGUUUCAAUCCGCAGAUUGGUUUGCAGCCAUCUUCCAUUCUUCUCUAUUAUCCGCUUUCCUUUUCAUUUCUACGUAUGAGUUGCAUCCUUGGUCUUUAAUUAUUUGUUGAAUAUACUCUAGUCUUGGUCUUCCCCUAUGGUUCUUGAGCACCACAUUUCAAACGAUUCUAGCCUUCUACGAUUUUCCUUCAAUAGAUUUUUCAUUAUUUUUAGGCUAAUGUUUCUUGAUGCAAGAAGAGUUUUCUUGCUGUUAAAUGCUAUUUUCGCUUGGCAUAUGCGUUUUAUUAUUUCGCUAUUGUUUCUUCCAUCAUUACUGAUGAUGCUUCCUAGGUAUGCAAAUGCAUCUACUUGUUUUACUGUCUGGUUUCCUCGUAGCUUUAUCUGUAUUCUGGUUACAUUCUCCUUUCCACAAACGAGUACUUUUGUUUUUUGUACAUUUAUUUUCAUACGCAAAUCCUUGAUGAAAAUUUCGUCCAUAGUUUUGACUAGUUGUUGUAAAUCUUCCUCUGUUUCAGCAAUUAUAGCUAUGUCGUCGGCGAUGCGCAGCAUACUUAUUUUAUGACCAUUCAUUAUUAUUUUAGGUAUUAUUAGGUUGGUAUCCUCUUUUAUCUUUUCUAUUACUUCUUGAAUGUAUGCAUUAAAUAUAAUUGGUGAGUGUAAUUGGCGAGUGCAUCCUUGCCUCACUCCUUUGUUUAUUUUCGCUUCUUCUACGUUAUCUUGGAUUUUUAUAACCGCCAGCUCAUCUUUGUAUAAUUUGUACAGCAGUUUCCUGUCUGUGUGUUGGUACGGAAUUCCUCACAUUUCUUUGCUGCUGCCUUCUUUGGGAUGGGGAUAAUUAUGCUUUUUAUGUAAUCCUCUGGCAUUUCACCAGUCGCAUAUAUAUCUCUGAUGAUUUGGAACAGUCUGUUUUUAACUUCCUCUCCUGCCUCCUUCCAAAGCUCCACUUGUAUUCCAUCAAUUCCCGCUGCCUUUUUGUUUUUCAGAUUCUUCAGUGCUUUAUCGAAUUCUUCCCUCAUGACUGGAUCCUUUUCAUAUUCUUCUUCUUCGUUUGAUUCGAUUUCCUUAAGUGUUUCUCCCUCAUACAGUAUUUCUAAAUAUUCUUUCCAUCUUUUGGCAAUAUCUUUUUGUUCCCACAACAUUUUCCCGUUAUUAUCUUCUAUUCCUUCUGAUCUGGGCUUAUACUGACCAAAGAACUUUUUCACCAUUUUAUAUGCUCCUUCCCUUCUUCCUGAAGGGUGUUUCAAUAUCACUACAAUUUUCUUCCAGGUACUUUUCUUUUGCUUCUUUCGAUUUCCUAAUAAUUAAAUUCCUCAAUGCUCUAUAUAUUUUUUGUCCUUCUGUACUGUUCAAAUUUUUAUAUUUUCUUCUUUCCUCUAUCAAGUUCACAAUUUUAGUUGUAAUCCGGUCCUUUCUUGCUGUAUUGUUUUUAUGCCUUAGAGUUUUUGCUGCUGUUUUUGUGAUUGUCUGUUUCAAGCUCUGCCAUCUUUUUUCAAUGUUUUGUGGUUCUAGGGAAUCUUCUAUAUUCAUAUCAUUUGUGCAUUCACUGUAUUGUUUCCUUGAUUUUUCUUCUCUUAGGUUUUUCACUUGCCAUUGUACCAUUUUCUUCUUACACGUUAUUUUUUUGAAUUUAAGAUUACACUUCAUCAUAACAAGGUUGUGAUCGCUAUUUAUAUCCGCACCUGGAUAACUUCUACUUUUUUUUACUUGAUUCCUAAAUCUAUUUUUUACUAUGAUGUAAUCAAUUUGGUACCUAUUAAUGUCUCCAGGCAUUUUCCAGGUAUAUCUCCUUCUCUUAUGAUGGUUAAAACAAGUGUUUGUAAUUAUUAAUUUAUGUUUUGCACAAAAUUCUAGUAACCGGUCCCCUCUAUCGUUACGGUUUCCUAAACCAUAAUCACCUGUUAAAUUUUUUACUUUUUCUUCCCCAACAAUGGCAUUCCAGUCACCCAUUACUAUCAAAUUUUCCUCCCCUUUGACAUUUUCUAUUAAUUUAUCUAAAUUUUCAUAUACUUCUUCUAGCUCUUCCUCGCUACUAUUUGUUGUUGGCAUAUACACCUGAACUACUAUUGUGUCCUUUGGUUUUGUUUGAAAUCUGACUAGAAUGAUUCUUUCAUUGUAUUGUACGUNAACAAUGGCAUUCCAGUCACCCAUUACUAUCAGAUUUUCCUCCCCUUUGACAUUUUCUAUUAAUUUGUCUAAAUUUUCAUAUAUUUCUUCUAGCUCUUCCUCGCUAUGAUUUGUUGUUGGCAUAUACACCUGAACUACUAUUGUGUCCUUUGGUUUCGUCCGAAAUCUGACUAGAAUGAUUCUUUCAUUGUAUUGUACAUAGCCUUUAACUUUUUUACCUAGGACUUUAUUCAUUACCAUCCCUACUCCUCCUAUACCUGGUCUUUUCUCUGCUGUUCCCAUAUGUAUUAUUCUGUAGUUUCCNUCUUCUAGCUCUUCCUCGCUACUAUUUGUUGUUGACAUAUACACCUGAACUACUAUUGUGUCCUUUGGUUUUGUUUGAAAUCUGACUAGAAUGAUUCUUUCAUUGUAUUGUACGUAGCCUUUAACUUUUUUACCUAGGACUUUAUUCAUUACCAUCCCUACUCCUCCUAUACCUAGUCUUUUCUCUGCUGUUCCCGUAUGUAUUAUUCUGUAGUCUCCGCUCCAGAAAUCUCCUGGAUUCGGCUAUCUUAUUUCUGAUAUUCCAAGGAUAUCAAUUUUCAUCUUGUUCAUUUCCAUUUUCAGGUUUUCCAACUUUCCACACUGUAAUAACGUUCUUACGAUCCAAGUUGCUAUGAAUUUGUGUUCUUUAUAUUCUUUAACAUUUCUUUCUCCUCUCGUAGUCCCCACCCGGAGAUCCGAAUAGGGGACUAUUUUACCUCUGGAAUAUUUUACUUGAGAAGCUGUCAUGUUGAUUGCUGUUACUUGGGAUAUUAAUAUGGUGGUUUCCGGUUGCCAUCCAUAUCGCAGUAUCCUCCAUUAUUUUUAAUGAAUGAUGUUCAAGUAUGAAUGGAUUCACACUUGAUUUUAGCAGUGCUGCUUCCCACUACUAUGUCCAUUUUGGUCGCCUCUUACAACGGGCAUGGACUACCAUGGGUGUAUUCUAACCCACCACCCACAGGGGGAUAAUGAUAUAUAAAGGAAAAAAGUGUUAUCGGCUUAGCUCUGAAAAUUAACCCAGAAGCAUUGCUGUUUAAUAUCAUAGUCAUCACCAUAUUUGUUUUACACGAUAAUAAAAAUAAAGCAAUAAUUAAUGCACGCAGAUAAAAAAAAAAAAAGAUAAAAGAAAAAAUAUAUUUUAAAAUAUUAGAAUUGCAUGUUUCUUUAAUUUAAAAACAUGUUUAUUCUUCUUGAAGCAUUGUUAUAUAUUAUUUUCUAAUUUUGUAAAUAAUUUUAAACAAUUGCUAAACUUUAAUUUUUUAUAAUUUUUUGUAUUCACCAGAGGUUAGUCAUAUUAAUGAAGAGUUUGGUAAUUCUAAAUCAGAGGAAUAUAUACAGUUUAGGAAACAACAAGAGCUGAUCAAUACACUUCGUUAUAAAAAUUAUAAUAAGCCCAGUAAGUUGAUUUACAUAAUUAACACAAUAAUACUUAAGAAUUAAAUUUGAUUUAAAUGAAUAAAAUUAGGUUUUUUUUUAAUCAUAAUUUAUAUUGUUUUCAUUCAAAUUAAAAUUUGUAUAUAAAGUUAUUUGAUAUUUUUUGUUUAUUCUUUUAAAUUUGCAUAGAUCAUAUAAGAAAUGAAAGAAUUAUCUUCUAAACUUUAUAUUUUUAUGGAUAGUUCAUGGUCUUAGAUUAUUAUAUCUGACAAGUAAUCCUCAUAUGUGAAGGUCUUAUUAAAUAUUUGUAGAUAAUCCAUGUUAAUUAAAAAUUGCAAUAAUGCUACAAUUACUUAGAAUAAAUUCUUGAUAAACUCUAUUUCAGAUUAUAUAUCGGAAAACGGUGUAAAUAAAAAAAAAAAAAAAUUGAUUAUUAGUAUUAGUUCAUUUAUUAAAGUAAGCAUUUUAAUGAUUCGCUUAUUGGUUUUAUAUUAACAAUAUAUAAUGGAAAUAAGUGUUAUCAGCUUAGCAUUGAAAUGAACCCAGAAGCAUUGCUGUUUAAUACCAUAAGUAUCUCAGAGUCAUCACCAAUUUGUUUUACCCAAUAAUAAAUCUUAAACAUUAAUUAAUGCACGCCAAAAAAAAUAAGACUUUAAAAUAUUAAAAAUGAAUGCAUCCUUAACUUAAAAACAUGUUAAUUCUUCUUGAAACAUUGUUAUACACAAUUUUUCUUAUUUAGUAAAUAAUUUUAAACAAUUGGUAAACUUAAAUUAUUUUAUAAUUUUUUGUCUUCGCCAGAGGUUAGUCAUAUUAAUGAAGAGAUUUCUACUUCUAAAUCUGAAGAAUAUAUUGAGUUUAAGAAUCAACAGGACCUGAUCAAUACACUUCGUUAUAAAAAUUUUAACAAGCCCAGUAAGUUGAUUUACAUAAUUAACACAAUAAUACUUAAGAAUUAGAUUUGAUUUAUUAAAUAAAAUUGGGUUUUUUUUUUUCUAAUCAAAAAUUAAAUUGUUUUCAUUAAAAAUAAAAUUUUUUUAUGAAUUUAUUUUAUAUUUUUUAUUUGUUCUUUAAAAUUUGCAUAGAUCAUAUAAUUGUAGAUUAAAAAGGAUUAUUUUCUAUAUUUAUAUUUUUAUGGAUAGUNUUAGAAUAAAUUCUUGAUAAACUGCCAUUCAUAUCAGAUUAUAUAUCGGAAAACUGUUUUAAUAGAAAAGAUUUGAUUUUUUGUAUUUGUUCAUGGAUUCAAGUAAACAUAAUAAUCAUUCGCUUAUCGGUUUUAUAUUAAUAAUAUAUAAUGGAAAUAAGUUUUAUCGGCUUAGCUCUGAAAAUUAACCCAGAAGCAUUAAUGUUUAAUACCAUAGGUACAUCACAGUCAUCACCAUAUUUGUUUUACCAAUAAUAAAACAUAAACAAUAAUUAAUGCAAGCAAAAAAGAAGAAAAGAUUUUAUAAAAUAUUAGAAUUGCAUGUAUCUUUAACUUAGAAACAAUUUUAAUCUUCUUGAAGCAUUGUUGUACACAAUUUUUCUUAUUUAGUAAAUAAUUUUAAACAAUUGGUAAACUUUAAUUUUUUUUAUAAUUUUUUGUAUUCACCAGAGGUUAGUCAUAUUAAUGAAGUGUUUUCUAAUUCUAAAUCCGAAGAAUAUAUUGAGUUUAAGAAUCAACAGGACCUGAUCAACACACUUCGUUAUAAAAAUUUUAAUAAGCCCAGUAAGUUGAUUUUAAUAAUUAACACAAUAAUACUUAAGAAUUAGAUUUUAUUGAAAUAAAUAUAAUUGGGUUUUUAUUCUUAUCAAAAAUUAAAUUAAUUUCGUUAAAAAAAAAAAAAAAUGUUUGAUAUGAAUUUAUUUGAUAUUUUUAAUUUAUUCUUUUAAAUUUGCAUAGAUUAUAUAUUUGUAGAUUAAAAUGAAUUAUCUUCUAUACUUUAUAUUUUUAUGGAUAGUUCAUGGUCUUAGAUUAUCAGGUCUGAAAAGUAAUUCCAUACGUAAUGUCUUAUUAUACACUUGUAGAUAAUUCAUGUUAAUCAUACAAUUUCAAUAAUGCUACAAAUACUUAGAAUAAAUUCUUAAUAAACUUUAUAUCAGAUUAUAUAUCGGAAAACGGUGUAAAUAAAAAAAAAAUAUUAAUUUUUAGUAUUAGUUCAUUUAUUUAAGAAAACAUUUUAAUGAUUCGCUUAUUGGUUUUAUAUUAACAAUAUAUAAUGGAAAUAAGUGUUAUCGGCUUAGCAUUGAAAUGAACCCAGAAACAUUGCUGUUUAAUACCAUAAGUAUCUCGGAGUCAUUACCAUAUUUGUUUUACCCAAUAAUAAAUCUUAAAAAUUAAUUAAUGCACGCCAAAAAAAAAAUGAGACUUUUAAAUAUUAAAAAUGCAUGCAUCCUUAAUUUAAAAACAUGUUUAUUCUUCUUGAAGCAUUGUUAUACAUGGUUUUUCUCAUUUUGUAAAUAAUUUUAUAACAUCUAGUAAACUUUAGUUUUUAAUAACUAUUUGUAUUCACCAGAGGUUAGUCAUAUUAAUGAAGAGAUUUCUACUUCUAAAUCUGAAGAAUAUAUUGAGUUUAAGAAUCAACAGGACCUGAUCAAUACAAUUCGUUAUAAAAAUUUUAACAAGCCCAGUAAGUUGAUUUACAUAAUUAACACAAUAAUACUNAAGAAUUAGAUUUUAUUGAAAUAAAUAUAAUUGGGUUUUAAUUCUAAUCAAAAAUUAAAUUAUUUUUAUUUACAAAAUAAAUUUUUGAUUUCAAAUUAUUUGAUAUGUUUUACUUAUUCUUUUAAAUUUGCAAAGAUCAUAUAAUUGUAGAUUAAAAAGAAUUAUCCUCUAUAGUUUAUAUAUAUGAAUAGUUCAUGGUCUUAGAAUUCUAUGUCUGACAAGUAAUCCCCAUAUGUUUAGGUCUUAUUAUAUACUUGUAGAUAAUCAAUGUUAAUCAUAAAAUUUCAAUAAUGCUUCAAAUACUUAGAAUAAAUUGUUGAUAAACUGGCAUUUAUAUCAGAUUAUAUAUCGGAAUACUGUUUUAAUAGAAAAGAUUUGAUUUUUUGUAUUUGUUCAUGGGUUUAAGUAAACAUAAUUAUAAUUCGCUUAUCGGUUUUAUAUAACAAAAUAUAAUGGAAAUAAGUGUUAUCGGCUUAGCUCUGACAAUUUACCUAGAAACAUUCCUGGUUAAUACCUUAGGUACAUCACCAUAUUUGUUGUACCAAUAAUUAAUUCACGCAAAAAAGAAAAUACAUUUUAUAAAAUAUUAGAAUUGCAUGCGUCUUUAAUUUAAAAACGUGUUUAUUCUUCUUGAAGCAUUGUUAUAUAUUAUUUUCUAAUUUUNCACACUUCGUUAUAAAAAUUUUAAUAAGCCCAGUAAGUUGAAUUACAUAAUUAACACAAUAAUACUUAAGAAUUAGAUUUGAUUUAGAUAAAAAAAAAAAUGGUUUUUUUUUUUCUAAUCUAAAAUUAAAAUGCUUUUAUUUAAAAUAAAAAUUUUAUAUGAAUUUAUUUGAUAUUUUUUAUUUAUUCUUUUAAAUUUGAAUAGAUCAUAUAAUUGUAUAUUAAAAAUAAUUAUCUUCUAUACUCUAUAUUUUUAUGAAUAGUUCAUGGUCUUAGAUUAUUAUGUCUGACAAGUAAUCCCCAUUUGUUAAUGACUUAUUAUAUACUUGUAGAUAAUCCAUGUUAAUUAUAAAAUUUCAAUAAUGCUACUAAUACUUAGAAUAAAUUCUUGAUAAACUGGCAUUUAUAUCAUAUCAUAUAUCAAAAAACUGUUAUAAAAAAUAAAAAAAAUUGAUUUUUUGUAUUUGCUCAUUUAUUCAAGUAAACAAAUCAAUGAUUCGCUUAUCGGUUUUAUAUAACAAAAUAUAAUGGAAAUAAGUGUUAUCGGCUUAGCUCUGACAAUUAACCCAGAAGCAUUGCUAUUUAAUACCAUAGGUACCUCACAGUCAUCACUGUAAUUGUUUUACCCAAUAAUAAAUCUAAAAAAUUAAUUAAUGCACGCCAAAAAAAAUAAGACUUUAAAAUAUUAAAAAUGCAUGCAUCCUUAACUUAAAAACAUGUUAAUUCUUCUUGAAACAUUGUUAUACACAAUUUUUCUUAUUUAGUAAAUAAUUUUAUAACAAUUGAUUAACCUUAAUGUUAAAUAAUUAUUUAUAUUCACCAGGGCUUAUUCAUAUUAAUGAAGACUUUUCUAAUUCUAAAUCAGAGGAAUAUAUACAGUUUAGGAAACAACAAGAGCUGAUCAAUACACUUCGUUAUAAAAAUUCCAAUAAGCCCAGUAAGUUGAUUUACAUAAUUAACACAAUAAUACUAAUGAAUUAGAUUUGAUUUAUUAAAUAAAAUUGGGUUUUUUUUUUUCUAAUCAAAAAUUAAAUUGUUUUCAUUAAAAAUAAAAUUUUUUUAUGAAUUUAUUUUAUAUUUUUUAUUUGUUCUUUAAAAUUUGCAUAGAUCAUAUAAUUGUAGAUUAAAAAGAAUUAUCUUCUAUACUUUAUAUUUUUAUGGAUAGUUCGUGGUCUUAAAUUAUUAGGUUUGACAAGUAAUCCCCGUAUGUGAAGUCUUAAUGUCAUGUCCCACUUUUAUGUCGUUAUAUAAUCGUCAAGUACUCGAAUAUUCCACAUUACAUAAUAUUAUUAUUUUGAUGACUGAUUCAGUGUAUUUAUGUUAUUUUUGGUUUUUUAAUUUUUGAAUACAUUCUGAAAUAAUGAGUGUACUCACUUAUGAGGAUGACCCGAUAUACAAAAAAAUGACUAAAAAUUAAUGUUGGAAGUAAAUGGUAAAUUCACAGAAAUAUCCAAUAUAAUUAAAAGUAAGUACUAGAAUGGAAAAAAAUCUAGGACAAUAUUUCUGUCAACGUUUUUUUCACCAGUUAAAGGUAAACAAACUCAAAUAUUAUGGUUUUAAAUGAUAAAAUGUGGUAUCUUAAUUCAAUUUUUAGCUAUUCAAAGUAUACCAUCAUAAGAUUUUUAUUGUUAUAGUUCAAAAAUACAUUUUUCCUAUUCAAUCCCAUGUUAAAAUAUGUUUCUUGCAUUGCUUUAUAAAUAUUAUUUAUUAUAUUUUGUGACUUGGUAUACACAUGUUUAUAUUUCUAAUAGAAAUGAAUUAUUUGGAUGAAGAUAUUAUAAUUUCUAAACCAAAAGAACAAUUACAAUUAGUUGAUGAACAAAAUGUUAUUAUUUCAAAAGAUGGUUUAAAUAGUUAUAAUUCAAGUAAGUGCACAUUUACUAGAAAAAUGUUUUAUUAUAUUUAGUUAAAAAUUGAUUUAAUAUUUUAAUCACAUAAUUAAUACAUGAUUGUAUUUAAUUUAUUUAAAAAAUAGCUGAUUUUCUUAGACCACCCUUAUAACUUUGAGUUUUUUCACCGCCAACAUAACUUAACUUCUCACUUUCUCACUAUUCCUUCACCAGAUCACAUCUCUCUUAUUUCACUCCCAGAUAUCUUAGAUCCUCUUUUAGUACAUUAAUUCAUUUUUUUUAGUCUUAGUAUGAGGCUCAUUUUCUGAUUCUUCCAUUUCAGCACUGUUUUAACAGUAUAUUACCCUUUUCAUUACACUUGGUCUAGCUAUUGUAUUCGUUGUUCUUUAAUAAAGAUAUCACUUCAUCAUUGCUCCCAAUACCUAUCAAUUAUUUUAUUAUUGUAUAUUUGUGGCUUUUUCAACUUUUGUUAGUGAACAUACACAUAUUUUGUUAAUCAUUUGUAUUUUAUUUUUAGACCGUGAAGAACACAGUUCUUCAAAUAUAUUGCAUGUAAUUUAUCCACCAGAUGCAUCAUUUUCCAGUAAUAAUUUCAAGAGAGAUGGACAUAAUUUAAAUAGUAAUAUAAUAAUUCGUAAAUUAUAUUUUAGUUUGUGAUAUUUAAAUAUUUAAUAUUAAUUUAACAUUAUUAUUUAAUAAUUAAUUAGGCCAUUUUAAUGAGGAGAUAUUUACUACCAAAUUUAACGAAUUUAUAAAUUUGAGCGAUCAACAAGGUGUUAAUUCAUUAGUUAAUUUAGAUCAUAAUAAGACAUGUAAGUUAGUUACAUAUUUAUCAGUAAAGGGUUUUAUUUGAUUUAAUUUGUAAAUUAAUAAUAUUAAUAUGUUCUUUAUCUGAUUUAGCCUGUGAAACCAUUCAACAGAAGGCUACAUUAGAAAUGGCAAAUGUAAUUACAACGUUAAUGUCAUAUACUAAAAAUAGUAAUGAAGAUGAAACUGUUGAUUCAAAUAAUUUACACGGUACUGUUAAAAAGUUUUUAUUAUAUUUUAUAGAUCUCGGUUAAUUUAUACAUUUUUCUUGUUCUUAUAGAUUUUGAUCAUUUUGUUGAAAUAGUUACAAAUACUAAACUAGAGGAAAAAUUACGGCUAGAACAAAAAAAAUUUAUUAAUUCUAAAGGUGUUUCAAAUGGUAAUAAUUCAAGUAAGUACUAUAUUUAUUAAGCCGCAAAAUAUGUUAUUAUUAUUUUAAUAAUAGUAAUAAAAAUAAAAUGAAAUAAGUAUAAUGCAAAAAUGGUUUAAAAAAUUAUUAUAUAAUUAUUUCAAAGACCAAUAACUAAUAAGUAGUAUUAAUGAAUUAGUCAAUGAGAAAUAUUGUUAAGUAUAGUAGGGUCUAAUCAGUUAUUUGAAAACAGUAUUAAUUCAACAAUUGUAAUACCUUAACAAUUAACAAACAUAAGUGAGUUCAAUAUAGUUAAUGUUGUUAAAGUAUAUAAAAACAUAAUCAAUGGAAAAUAGAUGAAACAUUUUUGAAAAAAUAAUUACACAUUUUGAGUUCAGUUUUAAAACAAUGAUAAAUACAAAUCUGCAAAUAGUAGCCCAAUAAACAAUCAAACAUUAAAAUUUAGAAUAAAAAAUUUAAAUUUUUUAAUUUGAAAAGCUUUAAUAUUUUAUUAUAAAUAACAAUAUUUUAAAUUUAUAUUAUACAGUUAGUAAGUUGUAUAUGUAUACAAAUAAAAAUAUUAAAUUUAUUAUUUAUAUACAAAUUUCUACUACCAAUGCAUUACUUAAAUAAGUACUAAAAUUAAAAUAUUAAUGAACAUUAACCCCCUUAAUGUUUUAUAAUAAUUAUUUAUUAUUAAUUAUGCUUGGACUGUUUGGAAAGUAAGUUUUGAUUAGUCACUAUGUGAAAAGUAGUGGGGGUAGCGCUAACAUCUAUGCAUAGACAAGUGUGAUAGGUCAUUCAACAUCUAUCCGUGGUAGAGUUUUGUUUUAGUGGUAUCUGGAAAUGUGUACUACAAUAGGAAACCCCUCCAAAUGCAAAAUGUGAGCUGUGUUGUAAAAUUUUUUACAAAUUGUAAAAACAAUAUUCGAAAUAAAUUGGACACUUUGUGUCCUGUAUGGAUCAAGUGGGAUAAAACCAAAUUCGUAUCUGUUACACCUUGCAGUGCAAUUUACAAUUGGAUAUUAUCAUUUUAUUAAAUAUCGAUGCUACUUACUGUUGAAAUUUUGAUAAUUGAUCAAAAUAUCAAAAGACAAAAUAGCCAAACUAAAAUAUCUAAUAGUUAAAAUAUACAACCUAAAAAUUACCUAGAAACCUAGAAAAAUAAAUUCAAUCUAGAUAGUUACGCUGUAUUACUAAUAAUAAAAUAAAUUACUUCAAUAGCAAUAAUAUCACAAAAUUUAUUUCACAAACAUUAAUCGAUGUGGUUAUAUAAUAUAAAAUAAAAUACAAGUUAAAAUGUAAAGUAAAAAUAUUACUAUGGUGUAAAUUAGUAGACUAUUCCAAUCAGGCUAAUGAAAAGUGAGCAUUGACUACAACGAUUCCAGUGGCUAUUUUUAAUAAGUUAUUAUCACAACCAUUUGGGGUGAUUUUUAAAAUUUGUCACGCUAAAUUAUUAUUUACAUAAACUGUUUAUUUAUUGAAUACGGCAUGCUGCGUUUCCCGACAAUAAAGAACAAUACUACAAAUUUAAGAACCACUGGUCAAUAUUUGAACUCUGUCCAUUAUCCGCUACUAUAGCCUAUAGGUACACUAUUUUCUUGUAUAUCGUUUUCAGUUCAGACAAACCGAUAUUUAGAAGCUAGAUUUUUGACGUACACCCUAUUGGUGGACAAAUUCAUAUUAUAUCUUUUAUUUACUUGGUAAAAAGUAUGUCCAGCUGACAAAUACAACUUAAUAGGUUUAAACUAAUUGUUCAAACUAUAUAUUUAAAAGUAUCAAACUCUACAUGGUUAGAUGUGUUAGAAUACAUGAGCUAAAGAGUACAAUAUUGAUGAAAAUAAUAUGGCCCUUUUUUUCUUAAUAUUGUAUCUGAGUGCAUUUGUCAAUAAAAAUUUUAUCAAAUUUGAUUUAAAAGUAGUAAUAUCCAAACUCAUUUCAAAAAUUUCUGAUGUUAAAAUAACUUGAUAUAGGAUCUCCCCUUAACAUUUUGUUUUAGUAUGCAUACAGUGGUAAGACUAUCUUAGAGAGAAUUAAAUUUUACGGACUUUUUUUAGUUUUUUUUUAGAUUAUUCAAGAAAUAAGUAGCUUUAAAAUGGUGUGGUACUGUUAUUUUGUGUUUCCUUUAUUUCUGACACCACAUACUUUUGAUUUUAAAAUAGUAACCUAUAUUAAAAAUUCCGUAAUUAGAUGGAGUAUUAGUUCAAUUUGUAAUUUCUGCCAACCUGUAUUAAAAACAUCAACCUUUAUUGGAACCUGCUUUUUUUUUUUUAUAUUAAACAGUUUCAGUAUUCCCACCUUUCAGAUUCUUCUAUUAUUCCCAAUUUAGGGCCUUCCAAACUCCACUCAACUAUUUUUCUUAAAAGCCUUUACCAUAAAAUUGCAUUUGAUAACUUAAUAUAUGAUACAUAUCUUUGAUACCCUCCAUCUCUGAUUAUAAUCAGUAUUCCGAUAAUAUUUGGAUUUUAUUAAUAGAUAUGGCUUCACUGAACAAUUUAUAGUUUGUGAACUUGAUUAUAGAAUACAAUUUUUAUUUACUUUUAGAAAUUUAAAAUCAUAACAUCUUCGAUAUAAAUUAAUAUUUCUUAUCAAAAAUUGCUAUAUGUAGACUGUCCGAUAAAUAAAAUACAAAGUUAUUUUUAGUGUUAGCAAUGAACAAUAUCAGUCGGAAAUUUCUAGAAGUGAUAAUAUAUUUAACAAACGACAUAUUCUAUGCAUCAUGACUAUUAUAGUUUAGUGUUCCAUCAGCUACGUAAUUAUAAACAUGGAAAAUCAAUAUUUAAGUUGUACAAAAGAAGAAGUUCGCACAGUCUUUUGAUUUUUUCAAAAUGUUUCUCCAACUGAAAUUUAUAGAAAAUUAACCGAAGUUUAUGGUCCGCACGUUAUGUCUCGAAAAAGUGUAUCGGUUUGGUGUACAAAAUUUAAUUCUGGUCGAGAAAGUGUUGAAGAUGAGGCAAGAAGUGGUCGACCAAUAAACACAUUCACCGCUGAAAUCAUUGAGGCGGUCGAAAAAUUGCUACGAUCCUAUAGACUACUGAAAAUUAGGGAAAUGGCUAUACAACUUGAUCUUCCAAAGACCACUUUACCACUUCAAAGACACUGUACAUGAAAUUAUUCAUGGAAUUUCAAAUUUUCUUAGGGUUUGUGCGUGUUGGGUUCCGAAAAUGCUUACAUCAGACCACAAUUCAAACUCCAUGCGAAUAUCCCUUGAGCAUUUGAAUCGGGCUCGUAAUGAUUGAAGCUUCCUCGAGUACCUCAUUACAAAAGAUGAGAUAUGGGUUCAUUAUUCUACUCCUUACAACAAACGAGACUCGAUGACCUGGAAGCAUCCUGAAUCUUGAGUUCUGAAAAAAAUUCAAACGAACAAUUUCCCCGAAAAAAAUUAUGGUCAGUGUGUUUUGGGAUGCAUAGGGAAUUUUACUGAUUGAACUUUUAUCAAUAAAUGCUACCAAUUUAUUGAAACGUUAGAAAAAUUGAAAGGAAAAAUUUGUUUCAAGAGAUGAGGGCAAUUAUGCUCAAGAAAUGUGAAACUGUUGCAAGACAAUAUAACCUUUUAUUCAGUGGGAAAAACCAAAGCUUGGCUGGAAAAAUACUAGUGGAAAGUAUUGCAACAUCCACCAUAUAGUCCUGAUCUGGCACUUUCAGAUAUUUUUUAUUUGGUCCGUUAAAAAAACACUUAGGAGGAACUCAUUUCCUCAUUUUUAAAUGAGAAGGAGGUUAUGAACGCAGUUACCGAGUACUUUGAUGAAAAAUGUGCUGCAUAUUAUAAAUGGCAAUUUCAAUUUACUGCAUCAUUGGGAAAAAUGCAUCAAUUUGAAUGGUGAUUAUGUAGAAAAAUACUAAAAAUCUUAUUUAUCGUAUACAAAUUUUAAAGUAAUAAAUUUAUUUUUCAUUAUUCAGUAUAGUUUUGUACCUUAUUUAUCUGACAGCCUACGUAUAAUGCCAUUAAAAUUUUCACACCCUGAUAACAUUUUUGGUAGUAAUAGUUUAAAAUCAUAUUAUAAAUAAAUUAAUGAUAUCGUAUUACUUUAUAUUAAUUUAAAAUUAUUAUUUACACAGUAAAAAAUAACUUUCUUGAUGAACUAAUAACAAUCACUAAACUAAAGGAACAAUUAAAAUUAACUAAUCAAAAGAAAUUGUUGAAGAUUAUGAAUUAUUCAAAUCUUAGAAGGUUGUGUAAGUGAAAAACAUAUAUCUUUAUUUUUUAUUAAUUAAUUGAAAUUACUACUGGCUUAAAAUGCAUUAUUCUUAAUCUACGCAACAAUGGAAUAAGUAUCCCAUUGUUAUUUUCUUUUAAUGAAGACAUAAUAAUUGUGUGGUGUUUUUAUUAAUGUUUUUAAUUUCGUUUUUAGGUUGUUAAUUAAUUCAAAUUUCGUCAUUUAUUAAAAUAUAUCAGGAAUGCUGUGUCUGUGGAAUUUUAGUAAUUCAUUUAACAGACUCCAUAAAUGCAUUUAUUAAUAAUAAAAUAAGUUCUUUAAAUGGUAACAAAUUAUUAAGUAUUUUUGAUGAGAAUAUUACCAUUUACAUAAAUUUUAUUGUUAAAAUCUAAAUUAAGACAAGUCUUAGAAAAAAUGAAAUUUUAGUGCCCAAAUUCUUAUUUUGUAUUUUAUGGGCCAGUAGCAUAUUUAAAAGGACUAAUAGGGAUACAGCCCACCUCAAAAUUUCAGGAAAUUUUAAAUUGUUUUAAAUUUAAAUUUAAAUCUAAUAAACUACAAUAUAUGACUGAUCAAUCGUCCUCUUCCCUAACAACAAUUCCUGGAUAUGACACUGGUCUGGACACAUCUAGUUAUGACCAAUAUUAGUAAAUCAGUACCUCCUAUAAAUAUUAAUAUAAAAUAAAAAUAAAAUGAUAAUACAACAAAUAUAACUUUACUGACAUAAAAUUAGAGUUAGUAUUUAUGGAAAUUUUAUUUGUAUACAUAAACUAUUAAAACUAAAAAAAAAAUUUUAUUAUAGUAAUAAUUAUAUAUAAUAUAUAGGUUACAUUGAGUGUUCUAAAUGCCAUGACUUAAGUAUCAUAUCAUUAUUACAUCUAUUUUAUUUGGGAACCUAUUUACUAAAAUAUGUUAAUAUAAAAUAAAGUAAAACAUGGUUUUAGAGACUAGUGAAUAAAUAAUAAUUCAUUAUGUUUAUUUGAUAAGUACAUUAGUUUAUUAUUAAGUAUUUAUACAAGUAAUUAAACCAUGGUAUUUUGAAAUGCACAAACCAUUCUUUUAUUUGACUUACAUUUAGUUUUGCAUGGAAAAUAGAAAACAAUUUUCUCCUUAUGUUUGUAAAUUGUUAAUACAUAAAUUACAAAUUAUGCAUUUAUUAUUAUUUAAAUUUUAAAACAACACUGGUUCUUAAUUAGCAUUUUGUGAUAUUUACUUUAAUAUCAGAAUUUAUAAACAGUAAAUGUUUUUUUUUAAUGAAUGUGGGUCACAAUUUGAUAGGGCCAGGCAAAAACUAAAAUAAGGAAUUUCGUCCAAGUACCGUGGGCCUUUACUUUUUUGCCUAGGCAUAUCUUAGGUUAGCCUAAAUUUGGCUUUUGUAAAUAUCGGUUAUUAUUUAAGUUAUAAUAUUUAUAUAAUUAGUAGCUGAUUACUGAUUAAUUUAUUGAAAUGAAAGUAAUAUUAACAGUACUAUUAAAAAUAUAAUAAUUUGAUUAAUGUAUACUUAUUGUUAUUUCCUAUAGGAUACUACGAAGCAGGAUCAAAAUUAAAUGAUUCUGUGGAAAUAGAGAAUAAUAUUGAUCCUCAAGUUAGUGACAAAUCAGGUAAUUUUCAUACAAAUUUUAUAAUAAUGGAUUUACAUUUUAAUUUGUAUUUUUAACAUUUAUUUACAUUGUUUCUACUAGUAUAAUUCUCAAAUAGAGAAUCUCAUGAUCUUACAACAAAUUAUUUUUCAUACUACUUAACUAACUAUUCAAAACCAGCUGUCAUGAACAACUUUGCCAUUGACAGUAUUUUACAAAAAAAUAUUUCCUCAUAACUUAAGGUUUCCACCCAUAUUCCAAUCUCAGCUAACUGUAAUUUCUCAGUAAUUAAUUCUUUUAAAAUGAAGAUGAAAUAAACUAAUAAUGUACCAAAAACCCAUUUAGUUGUAUAUCACACUCAGAAAAAUAUACUCCUUCUGUUUUUAAUUUCAAGUUUUAUAGUAAGCUUUUUUCUGAAAUUAAAAUUGUUUAGAAAAACAAAAAAACUGAUGUUCUGUUAAAUUUUUGGCUCAAGUAUAUUUUUUUUUUUUUUUCAAAACAUCCUAUAUUGUGUGUAAAUACGAGCGCUUUUCAAAUUUUUUAUCCAAUGACAUUUGUUGUUUUAGUAUUAAAAUGCGUUCUAGGACAGUUUGGUGUUAAAUGUAUUUUUUACUAUUUUAUUCACUGUCACUCUUACUGUUGGCUGUUAUUUUAACCUAAUAAAAUAUAAACAAUAUUUACAGACUGCAAGAUACAAAAUAUAGACAAUUACAUUAUUAUAAUUUGAAAUGAUACAUAUUAUAAUUUUCAAAUUUAAAAUAAUAAUAACAUGAAGACUAGAAUAAAAGGAUCAAACUCGUACAACCACCUGUAAAUACACACAUAUGCACAUGUAUGAAUGCGUAAUUUUACAAGCUAUACAAUUUAUAAUUGGCCAUAGUUUGAAAUAAUGUAUAUAUUUUUUAAAACAUACAAAAAUUAUGAAUAAUCGCUAUACUACACAGGUUAAAGUCACAACCCUAGUGUACGCUGCAUAGCUUAUGACCAUUUAAUUGUGCGACUCAUUUCGAGAUAUUAUCAGAAAUGGAGUUUGGUGUCUUUAUUCUAGUCUUCGUGGAUAAUAAUAUAAUAACACCACAUAUUACGGAUUUUUUUUUAAAUUAUAAAACCAGAUUGUGUACUUGUGAAUAUUUACUAAUAACCACGACUAUAGAUAUUAUGGUUGCGCAGCGAUCUUCGAAAAAGUAGCCUCUAAUGUUCUUAUCAAUAAUGACAAAAACCUACCCAUUACCAGCGCUCAACGCAGUUGUGUUAAUAGUAUGAUAAUAAUAAUAAUGAAUACUGACUAAAUAAUGGCUAUUGAUGCAUUUUUAACAAGCUGCGCGCUGUAUCACCACAUAAAUGAUAUUCUAUUACUCUCCUCCAACCAAAACUUAAAAAUAAAAUAUCUUAUCAACAGAUUGAUGGAAAUCAAAAUUUUAACAUUAAAAUUUAUUUUUAACUAAUACUUUAUUUAUGGAAAUUAUAAUAUAGGUCGCUAUUAGUAAAUCAAAAGUAGGUAAUGGUUUUACCCCCAAAAAUAAGGGUGACAAAAAAUAACAUAAAUAUAAAAUUGUAGGUUUGCUUGUUUUUUAAAUGUUCUAGAAAACAAAUUACGAAAAAAGUUAAUACUUUUCUUAUACCUACAUAAUAUACAAAUUACUUCCCCCUUACUUUAUUUAGAAGAUCUGUAGAAGUGUUUAAGAGGAAGAAAUCACUCAUUCUCGUAACAAAAUUCUUACAAUAAUCCAAUUUUUAUUAUUUUUAUUACUUUUAUUUGCUUAUGAAACAAUGUGUCUAUAAAAUUCCUAGUAAUAAUUCAACAAUAAAACCUGUAAAAAUAAUACCUAUUUGCUAACAAAUUUUAAUUUUUCAUUUAUACAGUACAUUUGUGUGAUAUUUAUUUUUACAAUUUUUAGAUUGUGAAAUAAUUUUCAUGUCUAAUUCAAAAGAAAAUGAUACAUCUAAAAAUGAAAAUUUGCUAAGAAUUCCUAAUUCUGUGUCAGAAAUUGAAAAUAAUAUAGAAGAUAAUGAAAAAAAUACUGUAUCUGGUAAUUUAUUUCUGUAUUUAAUUUAAUUUUAACUUUGAUUUUGGAUAAGCCCGGUUUUUAAUGUAGUUAAUAGAAGAUCAAGGAAUAUGAUUAGUUAAGGACAAACCAAGUAAAGUGAGAUUAUAUUUGAAAAUAGUUAAUGGUGACUAUUGGAAUAAGGUGACAUUGUAUGAAGGCCUAUAUUAAGGAUAUUGGGUUGUUUUCAAAACCAUAAAAAAGUAUUAGGUGUGAAUGAAAAGAGAUGAAGAUGUUUUAUGAGUUGAUUUUAUGUAAAAAGAAAUUGAAUAAAACAAACAUUGUUUAAAAUUAAAAAGAAUGGGUGGAAUAUAUUUAUAUAGGUAGUACACAUAUUUUUUACAUUUAUUUUAUUGUUGUUGUAUUGAUAUUAUUAAUAUCUAAUUUAUAUUAAUCAAAAUAUUAUUAUUAUUAUUAUACCUAUAGGCCCUGUAGAAAAAACCAAAAGAAGAACAAAAUUAAAUGUUUCUAUAAAACUAGAAAAUAUAUUGGGCGUUAAACCUUAUUUUAUUUCUGGAGACAGUUUGAUCAAACGACAGAAUCUUGGCAAGUUUGAUGUUUAUCUUAAUAUUAUUUUAUUAAAUUUGAAUACAAUUAUUUUUUAAAAACACAAAUUUGCAUGUAGGUUUUGUCUAUAACUAUAUAAAAUAUAAAUUUCUAUUUUAAUGUAUAAUAACAUUCAAUUUUAAAUUCAUUGCGGGUUGUUAGUUUUAUUUAAAUUAUACUAUUCUUAAAUGGUUCUUAUUUUCUUCGCAUACUUACAUUGUUACACAUUUUUGUGAUUAGUUUUGACGUUAUCAGUUGAUAGUUGAAUUUAUUUAUUUUACAAAAUUUCUUUUAUUUCAUAUAUUUCAGUUAAAUUAUUAUAACUCAAAUUAUUAUUUUUUAUUUUAGAAAAGAAUCAAUAUUUGAAACUGAAAUCAUGUUUUUCCACAAUUGAGUCUUUAAAUGCUAAGAAAACCAACAACAAUAGUGCAGCUACUACUAAGGGUAAAACUUAUUAAAUAAUUUGAUGUUAAAUGCAUGUUGAUACGCUUAUUUACAGACUAAUAAAAAAAAAAAAAAAAAAAUGUUAUACAUAUCUAGUAAUUGUCUACAUUUUAUUUGAUAAAAAGUUUAAAUUAAUGUUUAUUAUUAGUUAUUAAGAAAAUAAAAUUAAUAUAUAAAUUAUUGAAAUCAAAAAAACUUUCCUAAAUGAUGUAGUAAAAGUAUUUUUUUCUUUGUAGCCAAGGUAACCUAGAAAUCAACAAAUAUACAGUCAAAGUAUCAACAUUUGUUGUCGCUUUUGAAGUUUUAUAUUAUUUUGCAUUGUGCUUUUUUAUUAAACUUAAAAUGAUUUUUCAAAAAACAAAACGCCGCAUAAGGAGUGAACUGUUUAUAAUUUCCAAAACUGUUUUAAGUUAAGUAACACCGGUCAGAAAUUCUGCAUUUUUUAAUAUACUGCAUGAAAAAUCGGAUCAUUAAACACAUUAGUGUUCAAAGUGUUCAAAAAAAUAAAAACAAAGUGUAAUUUUUUUAGAAAUUGUUAGAAUUUCAAAUACAGUAUCUGUUCCAUCUGCAUGUCGAAACUUAUAUGGUAUCAAUAAUUUCAUUUAGUUUAAUACAUAUCAGGUAUUUAUUAGUUUAAAGAACGAAGUGUAUGCAACCACUUACUGUAGGAAAAUGAAAAUACUACAUAAAAUGUUGGGCAUUCAUAUUAUCAGUUCUACCUUACACGUAUAUUGCUAAUACAGAAUACAUACCAAGUAUCAUAAAAUACAUGAUAAUAAACCAACUACUUUGACAAUCAAGCUAUUUUUAAUGUUUGAUCUAGAACUUAGGUGAUGUUUUACAUCCUGAAAUACUGUUGCAUUUAUAUACUCCAUUCCAAAUAAGAACGCGCCGGGUGGCAGACGAUAAUCAGUCAAAUUUCGCGCAGCCGACCAACGGCGACCAAUUGCAAAGCUAAUAAACAAAGGGUAUGACGUCGCUCCGCAAUACAUUUGGAUGCGCCGAGCGAUGUGUUCUUAUAUGGAACGGAGUAUACGUAUAUGGACCAUUACUUAAUUCCUUUUUUCUACUUCAAAAAUGAUGCGUUCUAAUUCUAAACAAUUACUGUUAUUUUCUUGAUGUAUAAAUGAUAUAUAUAUAUAUAUUCACAUUGUCAACUACUAUAUGAUGAGUCUAUUUAUUAGUGUUCAUAUUUAUUUUAAACAAGACACUAUCAUCUAUUACUAUAUCUUUCGGAUUUUUAGAAUCCUUAUCAUAAAUUAAUUUUUGUUUCAGUUGCUUCAUGGAUAGAUUAUGUUUCACAUAAGUUGUAUCUAAUUUGAUGAGCUCUAAUUACUUUUUAAAUAAUAUAUCAGACAUCUCAACAUUAAUAACUUUACGUUCGAAAACACAACUCGAGUAAACUCUGAUGUCGUUUGAGAUAUCAGAGUAAACUCUGGUGUCGUUCGAGAUAUCAGAGUAAACUCUGGUGUCGUUCGAGAUAUCAGAGUUAACUCUACACUGCCGUUCGGGAACGCAGAGUCAUUAACUUCGAGAUUUAUCCUGGGGAUAUUUCUGUAGAUUAAUAUGGAAGGCUUAAUACUUUAUUUUUCGUUUAUAUUUACAUAUACACACAAAUCUUUUGGCUUGACCCUUUUUGGAAAAUGUGGAUUGGUUGUAAUUUAAGAUAUAUUCCAUUCUUUGAAAAAGUAUCUAAAUUUAAAACUGAUAAACACGUAAUUUUCUGAUAUUAUUUUAUCUAGAAAUUCAUGAACUGAAAAUAUCUAUCAGCUUAUUACUUAUCUCAUUUAUAGACUUAUCUUAGACUUUCUUCAAUUGUAACAAUUUUGAAAAUUAAUAAAUUUAUAACCACCAAAUACAACCUUGAAUUGAAUUCUAGAAUGUGCAUCUCUACUUUCUGCGAUGAUCUAUCUGGUAUUUUGUCACACUAUUGAAAAUUUACAAUUUUUAUUUUUAUAAGUGUCGUACAUUUCAUAAUUUUUUAUUUUCUGUUCAAUUAUUUGUUUUUAUAUUAAUCCAAUAUACUUUUUCUUUCCCUAGCUCAAGAUUUCUAUUUAAUGAUACCCAUCAAAUUGUUGUAUUUAAAGGUGUUUUUACUCUAAAACCAAAAUUAAUAAAGUGUUCUAUGCAGAGUAUGUAAGGUAGAUUUUGCUAUACUGCCCGUUGAAUUAAGAUAUCACAUGCGGUUACAGUGUUCUCUUAAUGAUAAAACUAAUAAUUUAGUGAAACUCGGAAUCUAAAUUACUACCAUAAUUAAAUAUUAUACAAUUUAAAAUAAUGAUAUAUAUUAAAUUAAAAUAAUAACAAUAAUAUUAGUUUUAAUUUUAAUGCUAUUGCUACUGCUCGAUCAUCUUGAAGGCUUUUAUACCUUUUCGAAUUUCCCAUUAGAUUGCCAUUUGAAAAUUAAAAAUUGAUAACCGUUUCAAUCCUAAAUAUAAGGGCAAAAAAAUAAGUAUAAUGCUUUUGAGUACAUAAUUUAAAAAAGUUUCAUAAGUAGUUUUUUGAAAAAUAAAUAUUUUAUGGUAAAUUUGACUGUAACAUUACAUUUGGAAGGUUACCUAUACAGUAAUCCUUAAUUGUAUCAUGAUCUAAAUUUUCACCUUGGUAUUUUCAUAGUUUUUAUUUUUUGUAUUUCAUGCACAAUCAUAGAUUUAUUAUGGACUAGGAUCGCCAAUUAAAAAAAAAAAUACUGCUUUCCAUUAUUAUUUGGCUAUUGUAUUGUAUGCACUCUACUAAAGUUUGCGAUCUGUCAGCGGUUAUGGGAUGCUUGUCGUAAACGAUCUACUACGCGAUUACAAUAGUAUUUACAAUUUAUUGACUUAUCACCCUCCUUGCCUACAUACUCUAUUACUUAUAUUAGACAAAUGAGAUGGAUUGUACUUCCCCUGCUGGCCUAGGACUGACUUGCUUGCCGGAUGCAUUCAGUGGUGGGUGUCUCUGCCCGCGUAAUUGGUCCUUUCGUUGCUGAUUAAUAAUUUUGUUGCACUAAGUACUUGAGUUUUGAAACUUGGUAAAAAGUUUCCUCUUGAGGCACUGGAAAACCAGAAAAAAAGAAGCCAAGAGUGUUUGUCAUCUCGGAUUUUAAGUGACCUUUUACGAUUUUUAAUAGUAUCUUCAAUAAUGUUAAUUCGACGGAAAAAAAAAUAGUUUGUCUAUAAAUUAAAGUGUGUCAAAUUUUCACUAAUAAGAUUUAUAUUCAGUACUAACGUCAGUGUAAUUUAUAGUUGACAAAAUCUAUACACCAGUGGUACAAUGUGGUAUCGCAUGCAAUUAUAACUAGCGAGUAGGUGACAAACGCACCAAAAACGUAAAUUUAAUUUUUAUUAUUGUUAUAUUAAAUACACGUUCUGAAGUAACGUGUAUUAUUUAAAAACUUUUUAUACGACAAUGUGGAUGUCUUUAAUAAACUUUGUCACCUACAACUAAAUCGUAUAAACUAAAAUAAUCUAUAAUCUAUUUUCUUAUCUGUGCCCCACUCAAUUAGUAGUUCCUUAGCUAUGGAACAUGGGGGCACUAUGGGCACGUGCUGGUGUCCCUUAAAUUGUUACAAACAAAUAAGAUUUAAAGAAGUAGUUAAAUAACAAUAUAUUGAUUAUACGUCAAUAAAUGGGGGGGCAGUGUUUAACCCCCCCCCCCAUUCCUUUUUUCACAUGUUUUAGCCUAAUAAUUUGAUUCAUAUUAUUGUAUACUUUGUUAAUUUUACUGUAAAAAUUGUGGUAUAUUUUGUCAUACUGUUAGAAAACGCAUAAAAACCACGGACUAAAAAAAGAUAGACUAGAAUGUGUAGGCGGGGUGGUGAUGCUGAUCACCAAAUGUUUCCUGUUCAAAAUUACAAGGUAUUGAGCACUAUCUAUAUACUAUAGUCUGUUUCAGGAGAGAACGGGCCGCUUGUGCGCAUGUUUACCCCUCCACAUAACUUGAUUUCAGCGAAGGCAGCCGAUUGUCAUUUCUUUCCUCGUCGGUUUUUAACUAUACACCGCUAGGAUAUUUUGUAGAAAUUCAAUUGUUAUUAUUAUCAGACAUCGCGCAUCGCACGUUUUUUUACCUUUGCUGUUUUAUAACCUGUUGAUGAUUUUUCAAAUCGUAAACAAUCGUAUAUANAUAAGCACCUUCUAUAAUAAUCCAGACUUUGUUUUUUUUGUAUACAUAUUUAUUUAUUUAAUAUUUUAUUGAACACUGUAGGUAUGUAACAGAGAUAUAUAUUUAAUAAAUAAUAAAUAAUUAUAUUAAAACAUUUCAUUUUUUUUUUCGUUAAAAUUACAAUUUAUCAUUUUUGUCAUAUUUACAUAAUUUUUUUAAAAUAAUUAAAAAAACUGAGAAAAAAGUAAAAAUUACCAAACGGUACAAAAAAAUAAACGCUAUAAAAAUGAAGUGUGCGUACACCACGGCAAUUGGCGAUAAACAGUGGACUAUCGACAGUUAACAGUGCAUUAUUUGAAACGCAGUGUACAACACCUGCACCACUUCUGCGGUCGCUGUUGCAGCGCUGUCGAUAGAUCCGGGAGGGGAUAAAUGGAUAAUGUUGCGGCGUGGGGAUGCGCUGUGGUGAUUCGGUUUGGUCGGAGAGCGGCCCAUUCUCUCUAUAAACCAGAUAUGAUAUUUAUUUUUUUAUACUAUGUAUAAANAUCGACAGUUAACAGUGCAUUAUUUGAAACGCAGUGUACAACACCUGCACCACUUCUGCGGUCGCCGUUGCAGCGCUGUCGUUAGAUCCGGGAGGGGUCUAUAAAUGGAUAGUGUUGGGGUGUGGGGAUGCGCUGUGGCGAUUUGGUUUGGUCGCAGAGCGGCCCGUUCUCUCUAUAGACCAGAUAUAGGUAUCCCAAAGCGAGUAAUGACACGCGUCAAUUCAAGAUUUUCAAUGUAGUGAAGAGUACAUUGGUUUUACAAAGAUGUUAACAUUUUUUUUUUUUUACUAUGAACAAUUUCUACCAGAAAUAUUGCCCUUAUAUGUACGUGUAGCACUAUUUCUGAAAAAAAAAAAAGCAUUGUUUAUUAUUGCAAUAGAGCAGAAGCUGCUUUAAUUAAUUUGAAAUCAAGAGGUACAUUGACUCAUCCAAAUCAUUUUAUGUUUGACUUUCUAUCUUCUUUGGAAAAAUCAUUCUCUAAAUAUUAUGGUAAUUCUAAUGCUUUUUUACUGGCAGUUAAAAAUUUCAUUAAUACUAAUAACAAUGUUUUACAUUUUCCAUGUAAAGAUCACAAGACUAAAAUUCUUACAUAUAUUAUAACUUAUUAUAUUACUGUAUGAAUAUGACAGUAUUCUCUUGUUUCUGACAAGGAUCAAAAUAAAGUUAACGCAAGAAAAAUAAAUUUACUUUGAAUCUUCAUGUGUUAGUCUAUGGUUAAAAUAAAAACAACAGGAUAAGUGAAAUUUCUGUGUACAAUUUUUUUAAAAACAAGAAUUAUUGUUAAAAUUAUUUAUUCAUAGAUGGCGUUGAUUGUCUUGUACCGAUCGUAGGGGAACAUUUCGUUAAGACAUUCGUUACCAGUCCAUUCUUUCUUAGUUCGUAAUAAUAGCAGAUAUAGUAAAUUAUAAUUUAUCCUCAUUAUGAACACGUUAUUGUUAGUAAAUUAGUUGAACAAAACACUUCUAAAACUUUGUCCAAAGAUCACGAAUUAAGAUAUACAGGAUAUCGAAUGAACGUGUGAUAAGCGCGAACCUUCUCACUUCUGCUAAGCCACUAACACCAUCUAGUGUACUCUUUACAAACUAUGUCAAUAUUAUAGAAUAGAUAUGCAAUUUAUUUAAUAAGAGUAUUAACUCUUCCUGUCCAAACUUUAAACUGGUUUAUUUGAUUAUUUUUACCAAUUUUGUCUUUAAGCGUUUGCUAUCAUACCAAAUAGUGAGAAGUGUGUGGUCUCAGAAAAUCGAUAAGAUCUUUCCGUUCGGUAUUCUGUAUAUCUUCAUUCGUACCAGAGAUCAAAUAUGCUUUUGGCGGGUUACACCAAGACACGAGGUUUAAUGAUAAAGUAAUAAAGAAACGUUUAUUUACGACAUAACAACAUUAGUGGUAAAAAUCAAUUAUACAUGAUGGUUCGGAGUCGGAAAACAAUGUUUCGCGAGCGGCGCUGGUGCGAAGAGAGCGAGCGGGACGAUCGAGCGGAGCUGUGGUCGAUGACUAUUGAACGCCGACGGCGAGGGGAGUGUCCGACGUCCGCCGCGAGUGAUGCGCAGCGGGAAGCAGAAAUGUGGCGCGAAACCCGCCACAUGCUAUUAUAAUUAUUAUUAUCAUUUAUCACGGGUUUCAGCAAACCGUGAGUGUGGUUUGGACCACAAUUUGUGGUUGUGGUUUAUGACUAUUCUAACAAGUAAUGAGUGAUUACAAUAUUUGAUACAUUCGUGUGUUUAUAUUAAUAAAUGUGACUAUUUUCUGGGAAAUAGUACAGCCUGAAGACGUUUUGAAUCAAUUAGCAGUGAAAAGAAAAAUACAUCUAUUGUAAAUUAACAGUAAAAUAUUAUAAGACUUUCAUAUUUUAGUAUAUAUCAAUUGAUUAUUGUUUUUUUUUUCUAUAUACACUACUGAACCUGGUUCUUGAAUGUCUCAAUAAGAAUAUACCUAAGCUUUGAGCAAAAAGCAUUUUUUUGAAGAUGUACAAUUAACUUAUAAAGUGAUAAAUAAUAUAAGGGCCUUUAGGACUAUCGAGCUUUGGGCUCGAUAAACUCUUAAUUUGGUCUUGAAUUUAUCAGUUUUCAUUUAUUGGAUAACAACGGAAAUUGAUACCUACCUACUACUUGCCGAAGUACGACCAGCAAUGGAGAUACUCGAAGCCGGCAGCCGGGAGAACAAUAGUUCGUUCAACGAGAGAAUAGUACUGCGCGGCGGACAAAAAUUAGUCGUUUCUCCCUACUAAAGCACAAAACCGCUACAGGCCACCAAUUGAUCUCUAGGAUACAGUGUCAUGUUUCAAUGUAGUCAUUACGAUCCAUAAUGUUGUGUUCGACAUUUUGCAUAGCACUAUAUUAUAUUUUUGUAUUAUUGUCAUUGAUAUAAUACGUAUAAAAACAUCCGUAAUAAAUUUGGUUUAAAGCAUAUUAUAAUAGCCGAUGCGUACAGCAGCUUAUAUGAUUCUUUGAUUCAUUAUGUGUAUUAAAUAGUUUUAGUUGUAGAGUGUAUUUUUAGUAGAGCGCCCGUAAUUUCUGUGAAUCGUAUGGGCGAGCGAUACUAUUUUCUUGUUGAACGAGCUAUAGUUCAACUAAUUUCAUAAUUGAAAUUGAAGGGAAAUAAUAGUGGCACUUCGGCUCAACGGCACACAUUUUUAAAAUCUUUUUGGUUCAUUAAGCUGUCCCGGUCCUGAAUGUGUUACAAUUUAUAACUUACAAGUUAUAAAUAGAGAUAUUUUCAUACAGAUGUAUACAAAGAUACAAUAACAUAUAUGAUUAUAUAAAUUAUAUGCAAACUGGGAGAUGAGUUGGAUUAACUCCCCCUUUGCAACAUUUGUAACGGGCUGCACUCAUUCCAGUUAUCUUAGGACAGCUUUUUUUUUUUUUUUAUAUGAUUUGUUGCAGUUUAUUGUUACAUAAUAUCAGUUGUUUUUAAGUCAAAAUGUUGACACUGUAGUACUAGGUAAUGCACCUAUGUUUUUUAUUAUUAUUUUUACUUUGGGACAAAAAACAAAGUAGUCUAAAGUGAGUUGUAUAGCUGAAACAAUGGAUAGUUUAUUUGAUUUAAUUUAAACUAGUGAAGAAUGUAAAUUUUUGAUUACUCAGCUUAUCGAAGAAUUCAAUGGAUAUAAACCUGACCCCUAGAGACAUUGAGACUAUUUGAAAAUUAUAGUAAUGACAUUUUAAUAUCUGAAAGGAAUAAUAGAGGUUCUAUUCUUAGUUUCAUGUAAUUAAGUGAGAAACUUUUAUAUGCAAACUGGUAUGUAAAUAGAAAUAUGUGUGUUCAGAAAAAAUGAUUAAGAAUUGUUUGAACAGAUUCAAGGAAAAACUUCCCAUUGACUGGAAUAUUGGGGCAUUAUAUAAUAUGGUUAAUUAACAAAUAUAAUACAAUUUAUUAAUUGGUGGUUUUGCCAUCAUUAUGGCUUAUACAUACUAAAUCUAUUAAUAAAAUACAGGUGAAUUGAACCAAUACAGGUGGAGGUCUCUAUUGUGUCAAAUUUCAAACACUCUUUCAACUUCGCACAUUACAUCAUUUACUUCUUACCAGAAGAUUUGUAAAUAUUGCGAUAGUGUCAGUGGUGCCUAAGUACUAAAAAUGUAAUCUGGUAAAAUACUUGUCAAGAAACCCAACUGUUUAGUUAUGUUUAGUUAAACAUAGCACAUUUUAUAUCCAAAAUUAUAGUUAGUAUAAAGUAUUCGUUCAGUUUUACAACCAAAGUUUGCCCCAAAAUGAAGCAGCUCUAUUCUUUAUAUUUAAAAACAGAAUCUGGCCAAGGCCCGACCUAAUCAUAGAGUUUGACACUAUUGGAUGGAGUGGUAAAUACACAGUAGACCGCAAUUAAACAGUAUAGCGCAUAUGAUAAAAUAACCUAUUAUUUUAAAUAAUAUAAUAUUCAUUUUGGAAAUUUCAUAGUUUUAAAUUUAAAUUUAUUUUUAGUUUUAAUUUGUUAUAGUGUAGUUGGUUUACAAUUCAUAUUAUAAAUAUAAUGAACAUAAUCAUUUAGUUACCAACAUAAUAGAGUACAAUAUUUACAUUGCUUACAUUGUGCAAAUAUACAAAUAAAUUGAGACUUGAAAAAUAAGUUUAGAAUUUGUACUUUAGAUUUUUUAUCCAAUCAUAAUUCUUAUUAAAGCAAAAGUUAAUUUCAAAUUAACAAAUUCGUUAACUCCAAUAAAUGUAAUAAUGGAUAAAACAAAAUGAUAAUGAAAAUACUUAUUAAUUAUUAUGAUUAACAUUACUGAUGAUUACAACUUUUGUCUCAUAGUUAUUUUUAUCAGUAAAAUUUAUAUUUUUAUUUCUUAUGCCCCUUAGCUUUAUUUCGCAAUAUUUUUUACCUAAUAAUUUAAAUUGUUAAUAUCAUAAUUUAAUAUUUGAAGGCAUAAAAAUAUAAUUUUGUAGUUAUAAUAAUUAUUUUUAUUUUACUUAUUGUAUAUUUAAUAAAGAAGCCAAUAAUUUAUUUUAGAUAAACCAUUGAAUUAUAAUUAUACUUCAAGCGAAAGUGAUUAUUCAGAAUUAGAGUAUUCAUCAACACCCAAAUAUUUGACAGUUAUGGAGAGCAAAUUAAAUACUUUUAAAAACGAAGUUAAUAAAAGUAGGAUUUCUCUGUUCAAAUUGUUUCAUUUUCAUAUAUAUUUAUGUAUAAAUUAAUAUUAUUAUAAAUGUUUAUUCAGGAUAUGGUGUCAACAAAUUGAUAGCUCCUACAAAACCUAAGGAAAACAACCCAAAACAAAAUCUUGACAAAAAAAAUACUGUAGUUAAUAAUCCAUUAUGUAAGUUUAGAGAUAAUUCAAGUGGUUAGAUAUGUGUUUUUUUUAUUUUUUUUAUUAUUCGUCUUAAAUUAAUUAAUCACUUUAAAGUGUAUUCCAAUUUUAUUUUAGUUUUAAUUGUGGAUAUUAACUUUCCGAUACCUAAAUUAAUACAUUUAACAAAUUUAACGUUGUAUAGGUAUUUGUAAUCUGUUAAUUGAUCAUUUAUAAACAUUUAUAAUAAUAGUAAAUGUACUAUUAUUAUAUAUUGCUGAAUAAAUUAAAUUGAUGAUUAAUUUUAUUUUAGAUUAUUCAACCAAUUGUGAUGCCACUAUAAAUAAAAAUAAACGAUCUAAAUUAUCAAAUACACCAGUCUCGAGAAAUGUGUUAAAUAAAAAGAAGAAAAUCAAUACUGACGAUGAAUUUAUUGAAAGUAAGGGUUAAUUAUUUAAGUAUAUGGAUAUUAUACAUUUUGGAUUUAUAUUUUAUUUAUAAUAUAUAUGUAUAUAUAUAUAUAGAUUUAUGUCUAGAAGAUGAUAUUGAUAAGAAAUCUGGUUCACGUAAAAAAUCUUGGGUAAAAGAAUUGGAAGAAAAGGAUAUUUAUCUUAACAAAGGUAAAACUGUUGUUGCUGAAAAUAGAUUAUGUAAGUUAACUUUUGAAUAAUUUGGUAUAUUUAGUAAUAGACUGAUUUUAUUUUUAGUAAUAUUCAUUACAACCAACUAAUAAUUGGUUGAUAUUACUGAUUAAUUAGAUAAUUUAAAAUUUGUACAAUCAACUAAUUUAAAACCAUUAAACGUUAACUUAUUAUUCAUUAGUCGUUUGUCAUUUAAUCAUCGAUUAAAAAUAGUCAUUAAUCGUUAGUUGAAUAUAUUUAUCUCGUAAGUUGAUUAAAUUAGUUAUACAGCACUACAUUCUAAGUUAUUACAUUAUUAGUUAUGUUACAAUUCAUUAAAUUGUAAAUUAGUUUUUAGUUUUAAAUUCUAUGAUAUACUGUUUUAUUUCCAUGAUGAUUCACAUACAUACAACAUUAAUUUUUCAAUUAUAAUUCCAUAAUUAGUAAUAUAGUUAUUAUAAUCUUUGUAUUUGUGUUUAAGGUCUUCCAUUAAAUAACAAUUCUACUUUAAACAAAAGAGCUCGAUCUACAUUGGAAAAUUCAUCAGCACCCAUAAAUGUAAUAACUAGUAAGAAUAGAUUGAAUGGACAUAUGGAGACAUACAGAGAUGAUGUUGAAAGUAAAUUUUAUUUUAUUAAUAGUAGCAUAAAUUCUUUUAUAAUUAAUAAUAAUUGUUACACAUGUCUUUAGGAGAAACUAAAAAAUUAAGACCAACACCACCAAAAAAACCUAAAAGAAGAAUUAAUACAGCUGGUGACCAUAUGCGUGAGUUAAUUUUCAAUAUAUUUUAUUCUAAUUAAGAAUUUUAGAUUUGAUCAGUUUUCUUAGGUAUAGGUCAUUUUUUCAUUAAAUGUGAAAUGCUAUUGCUGAAUCAUGCCAUCUAAAUAUGUUCUGAUAACCAAAUAUUUUUUUUUUUAUUAUUUUGUACUUUAUUUUGGAUAUGUAUGAUUAGUAUUACCUAAGGUGGAAAGGUGUCUUAUUUAUGAUGUUAUAAUGUUGUAAUUUGUUGUUCACAACAAAACAAUAAGAGAGAGGAGGGAGUUCAGGGGUUUUGUAUUAAUUGAAUACCUUGAUAAUUCAAUUAAUGUAUCUAUAAUUUUUAUUUUAGAUCAUUCGAGUAAUGGAAGUUCAAAUGCAAAAAAAAGUAAUCAUUCUGGCUUGUUAAGUUUAUCAGAAUCCACAAAGUUGUCAAUGAAUAGUAAACAAACAAUUGAGCAAGUAGCUGAAGGUAUAACAACACAUUUAUUCUAAAAUGUUUAAAUACAAUCAUUUAAAUUGUAUUAAUAUAUUUGCACAAGUAUUUUAAUUACAAUAUACAAGAGUUUUUUUUUUUAUUUAACAAUAUAAUAAAUUAAAAAUUUGUAUACAAUAAAUAUAGGGUCUGGUACAGGAGUAGACCUUAAAUAUAUUGUUAAUUAUAAUUUCCAACAAUUUUUAUUUAUAUUCAAAAAUAUAUUAUGGCAUGUUAUCUAAGAAGAACAUUGUAAAAUGAUAUGUCUGAGGUGAUGGCCAUCUUCACUGAUACAAUUUUGAAAUCUCUCUCUGAAGUUAGUGUUCACUUGGUUUAGAAAAUUUAAAUUGAUAUCUUUGACUUUUUUUUAUGAAUGAGUCUUAAAAUCUUCCAGAGGCCAUGAAAAUGUUUUUAUAUUAGAUGUUUGUGCAAAUUUUAAGUAAACUUAUUAGUCGGUAGUACAAGAUGAAAACCGACUAAUAGUCAGUAGCAAUACAUAGUUGUUUCUGCCUAUCACUAGUUAUUACAUACUAAUAAAUAUUAAAUGUAAAAUCAAGUCUAUUCUCGUGCUGGGCCCUGCAUAAAGAAAAACAUUGUGUAGGAAUAUUAUAAUUGGAUGUGUUUUUAUUUGGUACAGCCUUUUUCAGUUUUUGUUGUACCUAUUAAUGGUUUUUAAAUCAAAACUGGCCAUAAAUAUACACAACCAAUUAUAAUAAUUCCGGACAAGUGUUUUCUUCUUAUUAUUUAUUUACAUAUUUUACAUACUUUAUUAUAUUUAUUAUUAUAUUUUUUAUUUUAUUGUUAUAUUUUUGAGUAUUAACCAUUUAAAUAUUUAUUGUUUUUUUUUUUUUUUAAUAACUCAACCUGUUAUUAUCUUAUUGUAACAUAGUAACCUGUACUGUUAUUAAUUCGACUUCAUCCGUUUAUGUAAAUAAAAUAAAAUCACUUAUCACUUUAAGUAUGAUAAUUGAUGUGAUAUCUUAUCAAUAAAUACAUAAAUUUCUUACCAUACUUUUAGUGUUCAUAUAAUAUUAUAAUGCACAUUUUUUUGAAAUUAUUAUAUUAUUAUAUUAUAUUAUAAUAUUAAUUGACAUACUUCUUUUACUAAGCUCCUUAAAAAUUAUAUUCUGAAACAGACUCAUGGUUUGUCUGUUUGUUUCCUUUUUAAUUAUUCGCUUUUUUCUAUCGUAUAUCCUUUUAUACCUAUUCUUUCGUCAUUUUUUGAUGAAGGUAUUUUGUUGUGUGUUUAAAAAACCAGUUCAAUAACCUUUGUUCUUAUGGGUAUUGAAUAAGGUUAAUGUGAUCUUCGUGGAAAUUAGAAAAGCUUUUGAUAUAACUAAUUAUUAUAUCUUAAUAACAGAACUUAGAUUAUUUGAUCUUUGUAAUCAAUCUACUUGUGGUUCAAAUAUCUUACCUCACUGUUAGAAAGCAAUUUGAACCAAUUAUUGAAACUACCUUCAUUUUAUCUGAUGUACUGUCUGAUGUUUUUUUCAGAGGGCAUCUUAGUUUACCCAUCUUCAUUUUAUUUGUCAAUCCAAAUGAGUUACCAAGACAUGGUUCUUACAAUUUGCUAAUGAUGUACAAAUCUUCCUGAAAAUAGCUAGCUAGAUAUAUUUUAUUCAUGGGUUCAGUACCUGGGGUUAUCAAUAAAUUUAGACAAAUGUGGCAUGAUUUUUACCAGGUGUUAUUAUUUUUUUCCAUUUUUCAGUCAAACAACUACAAUGGCUACCCUAUUCAGCGUGUGUCUCUCUUUAAAGAUUUUGGGAUUUUUUAUUCUCCAUCAUUUAGCUUACAUCAGUUUACUUCGGCCUCAACUCUCUAUAUUCUAUUUUGGGCUUAUCCGUUUCUUUCCAAAACACAGUGUAGUCACUUGGCAAAAGACCAAAUUCAAAUCGAUCAUAUGCAAAACAAAUAUCUUUCCUAUCCCAUAUCUUGAAAAUUGAUCACACUCAUCAUGACUAAUUUUCUACUCUGGAGAGAGUAAGCCUAUCGUUCCACAAUUUAUUGUUGUUUCUUUGCGUCUAUCUCCUUGACAUCACUAUAAACAUAUCUACUCUUCUAUCAUGUAUUUUUUUCCAAAUACCUACCAACUUUACAAAGGACUUUGCGCUUUUUCUCAUCCCGCCUAAUUCUACCUCUUACAGACAAAAUCAUUCUCUUCACUGUAUACUGCACUAUGCUGAUUCUAGUAACUUCCUUAUUUAAUGCCGGUUCAUUUUUUGGUUACAAAACCAUGUAAUGCUGUGUGGUUUAUUUUUUAUUUUUAUGAUUAAUAACCUAUAAUAGUUCAUUAUGCACUACAAUGUAAUAUGUAUUAAUUGUGUUUAUCAUAAUUGUAUGUACAUAUACCUACCUAGUGAUAUUUUUAAAUAGUAUGUGAAAAAGCUGAUUAGCUUUAAUAUUAUAAAUAAAUAACACAAUAAUUUAAUUUUUAUCUAUAUGCGUGUCCUCCUGACAUAAGAUUCAAUUAAAUAAAAUGUGAAUAUUAACAAAGAUAUUGGUAUAGCCCAGUGGGACACCCUAUGUUUAUGAUUUAUAUUUCGAGAAUAAUGUAAUUUUUAAUCUGAUAUUUAUUUUUAAAUUUCAGUUUCUAAAGCUAUCAAUGAUUAUGCAUUAAAUAAAUUAAAGGCAUCAACAAGUCAUUUUCCGGAAUCACCUCCUGAGUCACCACCUGAAUCACCAUUAACAGUUAUUGAAGAAUCUGAAAAUGACAAGGAUGCACAAACAACAGAUGGUUAAUUUAUAAAUAUGAUAUUUUAAUAAAAAUUAUUUUUCUUACGUCCAUACACUAUUAAUUUCAUAUGUGAACUUAAAGAUGAUGAUGAUUAUGUCAAAACCAGAAGAGUUACGAGGAAAGAACCUGAAAAGAAGGAACAAGAUGAUCAACUUGAUGAUGCAGACCGUUCAAUUUUCGAAAUGUACGCGUAUGAAAAACCAAGUAAGUUACUUAAUAGUUUAUUUACAUAAUAUACUUAUAUAUAUUUUUGUAUAAUAAAAAAAAAAAAUGUAUUGCCUGUGCCAGUAAACUCCCUUACUAAAAGGAUCUGUUAAAUACCAGUUAAAUACCAAUUAAUAUGUGGGGUUAUCCUUAUCAAUCUAUCGUAAGAUACUCAUUAUUUCUGAAAGUAUUAAUUAAGUUAAAAAAACGAUACGUGCCGUGUCGCCUGACAAAUGAUACACCAUUACUCUCUCUCGACCCAAACUUUAAAGUGGAAUAUAUCGUGACGGAAAUCAAACAUUUUAAUACCAACAAUUAUCUUAACUAAUAAGUACUCCAUCUAUUUAUGGAAUUUUUAAAAUAGUUAGCCAAUUGAAUACUAAAAGUAGGUAGUAGUUUUACUACUGAAAAUAACACAAAAGUAAAAUUAUUAUGCUGCUUGUUUCUUAAAUGUUUUAUGAAACGAAUUUCGUAAAAAAUAAGUACUUUCUGAAUGAUCACUCUGUAUAAUAUGUACAUUGUAGAGACCAAUUUUUGGAAUAUACAUCAUUCAAUUUAAUAUCCAAUUUGCGUUGCUGUAGAAUGAAAGAAAUAAAGAAAACAUUUUGUCAAUGGAAAUCGUUUUUUUUUUAUUGUAAAGCAAGUGAAUGGACUACAUUCAGAUGGUUGCACUUUAUUGAUAUUAUCAUAGUGAACGCAAGGUGUAUUAGAAAUUGAAGUUCUUUGAACUCGAACGCUAUAUCUGAUGGAAUUAGUGGCAUUCGUGGAAGUAAACUUUUCAAAAGUCAUGAUAUCAUCAUUACAACAAAAAUAGGAUUCCUGAAAUGCUAUAUGUUCUCUAUUCUGUUGUAUGAGGCCGAAUCCUGGACACUAAAUGAAGAAAUGUGUACAAAACUAGAGACUUUUGAAAUGAGAAUCUAUAGGAAAAUGCUUCGCAUGUCAUGGACACAACAUAUAACCAACUAGGAAGUACUCCGAAAGAUGAAUAAAAAGAAGGUCCUCCUUAAUGCUACAAAGAUUCGCAAAUUAUAAUUAUAUUAGUAAUUAUAUUAAAGUUACAUUAUGAGAAAUCAAGCAAAAUUUGGUUUACUACAGUCCAUUAUUCAAGGAAGAAUAAAUGGAAGAAGAGGUCCAGGACAUACACCAACAUUAUGGAUGUAAAAUCUUAGUAAGGGUAUGGUACAAUAAAAUGUCGAUCGAACUCUUUAGGACAGCCACAGACAAAGAAGUGAUUGCUAUGCUGGUCACUAAUAUCCGAAACAUAUAAGCACUUUCAGAAUAAGAAGUGGAAGUAAUACGACUUCACCUUUAUGAGGUCCAAUCAGUAUUGUGGCAUAAAUUAGAUUAUUUAUUCAUUUUUUAAACUUAAUAAUCGUGUAUCAUUGCAUAACUUGGUUGACUAAUGUUUUUGAGUAAUUUUCGAAUUUAGAAUCUGUGACAAUUAUCCGGAAACAUUGAGUGCAUUAAGAAAUUCCAUUGGGAAUUCCACUACUUCAAUUUUGUCCACGGAGUUAAUAGAUUUGUUUCUAAUCAUAAAAAUCACUGUUUUCACCUGCGAUACGUUUAAAAAUGAUAUUCAUAUAUAUGUCGAUAUUUUUAGCCACUAGAGUUCUGUUCAACCAUGCGUGAUUUUAAUAAUUUAUUUCGAUGCUUUGGAAUACCUUGCUUACUAAUUAUUGUUUUGAAUUUAUGAUGUUGCAAAAAUCAGAUGGGAAGGUGAUUUUUACUACUAAUGUAUUUAUAGGUACAGUUCCAUCACCAACUUCUAUUACCUAAUUGUCUUGAAAAUCCGUCAGUUGUUGGAUUAUUUUAAAGUCAAACUCUAAUAUUCGUUGGUAAAUGCACUUUAUUGCUCCAAAAAAUUAAAUAUUUCUAGUAGGUAUGCAAUUUAUCAGCUGGUGUUGAGCAAGGUAUCACUGGAAGUGUUUGCCUAAAGUCUCUGGAUUGUAACACUGAUGCUCCACGAAAUGGAACCUGAAUAUUUCACAAGUCUUUCAAUUUAUGAUUUAACAUUCAUCCCACACAAUGAUUUUGUACACCCUAAGAAAUUUUCCCAUUACUAAUGUUAAAUGUUGGGUUUUCUGUAAAUUACAUGUUAGUGACAGUUUUAGAGCAGAAUGCUCUGUUCUACAACUUCCAUAAAUGUGGCAGUAAUACUUGAAGAAGCAAGCUCUGAUGCAUAUGUCCAUUAGAACGAAUUUUAGCCAGGAUCAAGGAAAUUAAGAACGUUUUUCCAGUUUCACAUGGAACAUCUAAAAAGUAGAAUCCACCGAAUUAGUUGUCCACAACUUGUAUGGUGGUAUUAAAUGCUAUCUUUUGUUCUUGAAGAAGUUUCGGUAUAUUUUCUUCUUAGACACACAGCUGUAAGUCCUUUCUGUUGUAUGAUCUCGGAGCUAUUAUCUCUUUAAUAUUGUUUUGAUAGACCUAUCUGGUGCUGAAACUCCCAAUCAUUAAAAUCAUAUGUAUGCAAUGUAUUGGUUUACAAAGAUGUUUAUUUUUUUUUUCUGUGGAUCAAAUUUUCUGUUAGAACAGUAUAAGUUUUAUUUAAUAAUUGUAUGUAUAUUUAUUUUAUUUAAUAAAGUUAUUUUAUUUAGUGACACAUAAAAAUUAUUGCAAAAUUAAAAAGAAUUGUAAAUUUUUAGUUAAAUUGAAUUAAUUUCUAUGUGAUGCAUGUAGUAUAUAUCCUAUUCUAAUGAAGUUUAUUUACUAUCUUCAAGGUGAAUUAAUAAAUAUAUAUAAAUGUUUUUUUUUAUUUGUUUAGUUUCUAGAGCAGCCAAGGUGAAAGCAAAUGAAGCUAUUGCGCAAAUGAGCAAAUCUGUGUGCAAAGACAAAAAAUUGGAUCCAACAGUUAAACGAAUAAAAUGUACAAAAAAGAAAGAUGAUGUAAGUUUACUGUAAUAACUUUAAAACUUUAAAUAUAUUUAUUAUUUAUUGUACGCAUACAAAUCUGAUUCUUGGUAAAAUAGUUUGUAAACAAAAUCUUUCAAGUCCAGCUGUAAAUAGAUUUUAGAAAAGUAAGGGGUCCUUUGUAACAAGUUCACGUUUGAGCAUAACUUACAAUAUUGGUUUGCUAGUUGUCACCUGUUAAUAUAAUUAUUUACAAUGUCCCCUCCUAUUAUCUUACCCUGAAUCCCCCAACCCUUCUAUGAGGUGUAUACAAAUUGAUAGGUAAAUACAUUAUUAAUGUAGAUAAAAUGUAAAUAUGCUCUCAGCAGUUAGAAAUAGUAAUAAAUAUUUUAAACUAUUCUUAAAAAUACAAAAUUAUUUUUUCUUGAAACUAGAUGUCUUCUAUUCUUUCUUUAAAUUACAUAUCUACAUAGGCACACAGGAUUCAGUUUUUACAUUCGUAAAAAAAAUUGUCCACUGUUUACUUAAUAUUGUUGAGGAUCCAUUAUCCAGAAUUAAUCCUGUAGAGUCAUUUUCCAUACUUAUUUUAACAACUCUUUUCAAUUUUUAUUCUAAAUUCAGUCCAUGUUUUUAUAUUUUAUUUAGCUGUAAAAUUAUACUUUUUGUUUCUUUUCAAAGAUUAAAAAUCAUUGUGCACUACAAAAUUAAAUAUAUCAGAAUUUUUCUUCUAUAGGGUUUUUAAUGAUACUUUUUUGUAGUGUAAUAUACCACAGUACCUGUAGAGCCCUGAACAAUACUUUGUUAUUGUAAUAUUUUAAAUUAUAUGUGUUGAAGUUAUAGUCUUAACUCUAGUUUCAGGGUCAUACCUCCCUUAUCAAUUUUAUAACCCAAAAGAGUUACACUAUCUUUAAACAACUUACAUUUACUUUUUCUAAUAGUGAACCUAACUAAACUUCACUUGUUCAAUACUUUUUUACUCUAUUACAAACUUCUUUUUCUGAUUUUCUGGAUAUUAUUAUUUCAUCGUAAAAAGCUACUGUAGCAUCAAAAUUCUUUAAUACAUUUUCCAUCUCACACAGUACUAUACCUGGCACAGUUGUAUUCCAUACAGUAUAUACAAAAAAUCUUUUAUGGACAUACAGUGUAAUUAACUUUUUCAAUACUUCAUCUAAUAAUAGUUACUGAUAUAAGCAUGACAUAAGUCUCAAAUGCAAAAUUUAGAUGUGUCUUGCAAUAAAGUCAUUAAGCCACUUACUUUUGGAAUAUAAUAUUUAUCAAUUUUAAAAACUUAUUUAAAGCAACUUUGUAAACAACACCCUAUUCAAUUGUUCCUUUACUUUUAACUGCUGGAACUACAGGUGUAGCCCAUUUUUGACUGAAAUUAACAAUUUAUCAUUAACUAGUAACCUAACCUAACCUCACUUUGUUUUUUUGAAGUAAAAGGUAGAACCAUUAUGUUUUUAGGACUUUCUAGGUGAUUUUUUAGGUCAUAAAUGCAUGCAUAUUUAAUGUUUUUUUUUUAUUGUACCUAGUCUUAGUUAUAAAUAAUAGUCUAUAAUGUAAUAGACUAUGAUCUAUUUUACCAUAGAAAAAAUAAAAGACGACAAAUAUAUAGUAUAAUAGUUUACAUUUACACAAUAUUUUGUAUAAUGUAUAUUUUUAAUAGAAAGUAGUACAUUUUUCCAACACAAUUUCAAAUGCAUUGUUAGCAAAUUUGAUCGUGACAGUAGUAGCUCAGCACCUACUGAUAAGUUUUAAAUGGAUUUAAUUAAGUUAAUAAAAUUAUUAAAGUUAAAAUUGUUUAGUAAAAAAAACUUUAGGAUCACCGGGAUAUUGGAAUUUUUCUGGUGAGUUACAUAUGGUGGCUAAUAAAAGAGGUUGUAAUUAUUAGAAAGCGCUUAAAUGUGAAUGAACUGGUUUUUAUUCAAAUUAUAUGUGUAGUUAAGUUUUUGUUAGCAGAAAUUAAUGCCCUGCGCAAUAUGAACACAUGUCGGUAAGUACACUAUAUGUGUGUUUUACAACUUUCGAUUAUUACUACCGCUAUCACGCCAGACGCACCAGUGAAUCGAUGUGUUAUCGACUUAUCACAAAAUUAUAUAUGUAUAUAUACAGGUACAUAAGGAACCAAACAACAUAUUUGGUAGGCAUAUCUAGACACGACUGGUCUAAUAAUUAAAAUAUUACAAAAUUUAUGAAUUUUUCAAUAGAUUGGUAAAUUUAUAUUUACUCUAGUUAUGUUAAGACCAGAAUUUAGACUAAUAAAAUUCGUAAUUUAAUAAUAUAAAUAAUUAAGUUACUUAAGGUCAUAUAUUUACUAGGUUGGGUUUAGUGGUAACUCACGUAAACAAAGAAUUGUAUACUUUUAAGUUCUGCAUAAAAUAUUGCUAAUAUAAGGAUCUAUAAAGUGAUAAACUUCUAAGUAUUUACCCAAACCCCGAGGACUGGGACGCAUUGUCGGUCUGAAAGGAUCAAAGAAAUAGGCUAAUAUAAAAUCUAUUGUGAGAGAAAUCAAAUUUCUUAGAUAACCGAUUAAAAUACUCCAUUUAUUAUCUCAGAUGUUUUUGUCCUCGAAAUAAAAUUCCACUACCUGGAACACGUUUUUUUAUGCUAAAUGUUUCAUCUAGAUGGGUAAGUCUAUGGGUACAGUUCUCCCAAUUUUGAUAACGAGAUAUCAUCAAAAUCCAAUUUUAGAAGAUCGGUUACGCCCACCUUAGAAACAUAAAUUUCUUACGCAUGAAUAAAAUUCUACCUGGCGUAGUUAUGCAUAGCAAAUCAGGGUUUAUUUUCGAUUAAUUUCCUCCAUUCACUUUUUUUGCAUCGCUCUGGGAUCAAAGCCUAGACAUAUUGAAGUAUUAAUUUUGUAUUUAAAUAUGGAUAGAGAAAAUAAGCUUUUGGGCUGUUAUCAUUAAUCCCUAUUAUCUGGGAUUUUGUUGGUUAGUUUCAUGACCUUUUUUUUUAUUAUUAUCGUUAUUAUUAGUUGUUAUCAAAUAUUGGAAUCAUUACCUGAUACAGUUAUAUUAUUACAAUAUAUUGUACUCGUAUACAUAUAAUGUAUAUGUAUUAAUUGUUUGUAAAAAAAAGAAAAAAUUUAGUAGUUUUAAUAUUUUAUUUAUGUGAUAUGCCCAAUUGAACCAUUGGGUGACUCAGUUGUUACUUUUUAUUCACGUUGCACUGACAAGUUGAUAAUUAGUUCGUUAACUUGCGUCUGUUUGAUAACCAAAGUGUGAGGCGAAGUGAAAAUAUUUAGAGUGCAAAUAAAAGUGUACGCAAUUAUAAUGUUUUGAUUUGAAAACAGAGCCGAUGGUGAUAAUUUAUAUUAUAAACUACGAUAUAAAAGAAACGCUAUUGUAUUACUGAUGCAUGAAACACUGAAGCGAAGAAGUUUUCCCGGAGCAUAGAAAAUAAUAAUAAAUAAUCCAAAGAAUCAAAAAUAAAUAAUUCUAUUGGAAAACAAAACAAAUGUGAUAUCGUUUUUGUAAGAUUACCAAACAAUGAGUUGUACAACCGUGCGCUAGGAAAGAAGUACUGUGCUCAUACGCAUGAAGUCACGAUGUUGCAUUAAUAUAAUUAGAGACGAUACGUGAUGAAUGGAAAUAUGAAAAACACGUCAGAGGUCGGCAUACACACAAAUGGUUACAGCGGUGGAAUAAAAGUUGAUUUUAGACGUGGCAAUAAGAGGUACAUGGUAUACAGAAUGAUAAUUUUAUCAUAAACCAUCAAUUUUCUUGGAGAAUUUUAAGUGAAUUGUAUUAUUAUUUUUUAUGGGAACGUUUAAACUUUAUUUCAUACCCCUACUCCUUAUACUAGAUAUAGGGAGUAAGAGUACACAUUUAAAACAGUAUUAAAAUAAUGCUUGAACGAUUCCAUAAUGAUUAUAAUAAUGGAAACCAAAUUCAUUUCAAAUCCUCCGAUAAAAUUGCUGGUUCAUGAUAAAAUUAUCACUUUGUAUAUCAGACGACACACAACGAGCGCUAAUAUAUAUAGUGAGCGGCGGAUGAGACGCAACGAUAAUUAAUAUUGGCAGAUAUCGACAAUGGUUGAGCACACACGAAAAGUUACGUUAUUGAACGUUUCAUUGCGAUCACAAAUUUAUUGGGCGAUCAAACAAGAAAACAGCAGUUUCGCAUGCAUUCGAACAAAAAUAUGGUAAAACCAACGAUCACAGACUUACUUACAGUGACGUUUCACGUGUCCCAAAAAAAGUGGACAACGACGAGAACGAGAAUGCACACGGAGAGAAGAAAAUAUGCCAAGCGAGCAAACUAGCAGUGGUAUAAGAAUACCUAGACGCUACAGAGUGUUUACUAUACAUCGCGUUCUUAUUGGUCCAUUUUAAAAUUCGGCGCUUUUUUUAUUUUGUUUAUUUUUCGUUAUCAUAACUGCUAUCGUAAGUUAUUAAAUUAUUAAUUUGUUAUGAGCCAAGUAGACUCAGAACGAGUUUGUAAGGAUUUGAAUUUUAAACUUAUGAAAAUAAACAACAAUUGUUCUAAACUCAGUUUAUUAAUUACACAGAUAUGACACAUACAUAGGUACUUGUCUCAUACUCGGUUAAGACUGGUUGACUAAUGUCCUUCGCGUUCCCUUUAUAUACCUCAAGAACCUUUAAUUUAGGCAGUUACUAUUCUAAGUACACAUCUGUGCUGCUUUUCCUUAUUACACUAUAUAAUAUUAAUCAAUUACUUACAACACAAAAUUAUAAUUUAACAAAAUACAAUCGAAGUCUUCCAAAUACAAUAUCAAUUGAAUACUAAUGACUACAUUUUAUUACAUCUAUUAUAUUAGACCGGAUGGUUCUAACAAAUUAUUCACGAUGCAUGAAUUAAGUUACAAAACGAGAGCCUGUUAUCAACAAACUAUUGUCCUUGAACAUUUUCUUCGUUUAAUAGAUACAGAGCGCUAAAAACUAAUCAGUGUCGAAAAUUGUAACUAAUCCAGUCAUAAAUAUUUAUAUUUGACGGUAUUUUUGAGCUUAUAAUUGUUAAAAUUUUCAGAGAAAUAUAUAAUAAUACUUGACUGCUCAAAAAAAAAAGAAUUUGUGAUGUCCGCUAAAUGUGCUAAAUUGCCAUUUGCUGGAAAAAUCAAGAAGAGGCAGUAUUAGAUAAUAUUUUUAGUAUUAAGUAUUAAUAAUUAAUUUCUAUAAUAAUAUUUAUUAAUAAAUAAUGGUCAUGUAAGAAAAAAAAUGUAUUUUAAGUGAUCAAAUUCGUUAAAUAAUGAAUAUUUGUACUUAAUAAAUGCAUAUAUUAAUUCUGAUGUUAUUUAAUUUAAUUUAUCGAAGAGACCAUGAACAGUGAAAGUAGGUUAUACUGGCAACUGACAAUAGGUAUUUAGUGAACCUAAAUUCAAAUUGACUAUAGUAUUAUAUUCAAGCAUUCAUUAUUUCAUUAUGAUAUUAUAAAUCACGAAUUAAUAUAUCCUUAUUCGUGACAAAUUAUCUAGCCCUAAUCAUAAGCUGCAACUGGUGCCUUUUUUUUUAGCGCUCAUUUUUCACGAGCUAGAAUAUGGUACACAAUUUACCAUAGUCACAUUUGAACGCUAGCUGUUAAUUUGAGAAUGAAAAUAUUUCAUGUAACAACUGAUAAGUGCUCAUUGCGUAUUUUAUGUAUCAUAAUUCGUGUUACGAGGUAAUCGUGGCAGUUCGGAGAAUCAUGUUAUCACAUAAUGUUUGCAUUUUUUUUUUUUUACGAAACUAUCCCUCGAUUUGUUGUGUUAAACCACGCCGGGUACGUAACAGGAGAAAAUGUUUUAUUUUUAAAAUGAAAAAAAUCCGUUGAAGGAUAUUUUUGUAAAAAAAAAAAGUGUAAAAGCGCUUAAGGAUUCUUGUAUCGCGAACUGGCACCGCUCACGACGACGGGUACAAAAAGCCUGGGUUAGGGCAAGUGGCGAGCGUUCAAGGAUUGGCGAAGGAGUGGUGUCGGCAGACCACAGUGAAUGUCAAAGAUCCUUGAUAAUUAAUAGGCUCCGCCACACGGCCCUGACGUGUCGGCCGUAUUAUUUUUCAAUUUUGUUUCAAGCCUCGAAUAAUUUAUUUACUUAAAUAUUAGUACAUAUUACAGAUUUAUAUAAAUUAAAUAUUCCUUUUUUUGGCACCAAAAAUAUAAUUAAUCAAUUAAAUGAAUAUCGUUUUAUCGUGAAGAUUAUUUUCAAGACAUUUUGCAAAACAGCGAGAAAAAUUCCUAUAAGCAUAAAAAAAAACCUAAAACCUAAAACCUUUGUACGCCGAGAGAACCCAAGUUUGGUUUUUUCGUUGAGCAAGUUGCUCGUGCAUCCAAAUGAAUAAACUUCGCCAUCUCUUAGUUAAAUUUUUCCAUCAUGCGGCAUCAUCAUUUUUCCAUCAGAGUAUGAAUAGUAUGAAUCAGAGUAUCAUCACGGGGAAUUCGAAAAUCGAACGAGUUUUGGUCGCCGUUUAGUUGGAUUCUCUCGACUUAAGGAGUUCAGGCAUUUAGCUAGCCUUUUUUUUACACCUGCGCCAAAUGAUCAUGACAUUUCUAAAAGACCUCCGCUUUAGUACCUAAUAACCAAUACAUUUUUAAUACUAUUAUGUUUACGUAUUUAUAAAUUCUGUAUCCGAUUUGGGUCGAAACCAAAAUAUAGCUGAGUUGGUUUUAAGAGUUUUUAGAAAUGCAGCCAAUAAACAAGCCAGGGCCAAUCCAUUUUUUUAUAAAACAUUUUUUCUAUAAAUAAUCAAACGUAGAUACAACUCAAUAAUUUAAAUUCAGCUAAUUCAAAAUAUUACCCAUGUCUUUUUGAGUUUGCCAGUCAAUCAGUAAAAUAUAACCUCUCAGUCGAUACUAUUGUGACUACAUGUCAAAUUUUUUAAUUUUCAAUUUUCUCAAUAAAAUAAAAUAAAAUAAAAAUACAUGUAUGUUAUUUUUUAAAGCAUUUUUCGUCCUAAUUAUCACUGUUUUAACGGCCAGUUAUUAAUUUGCUGUUGAUUUAUAUGGAUUUUAAUGAGUCUUUUUUUUUUUUUUUUUAUUAACUUACCCCUACCAAUUACAUUAUUUUAAAUUUUAAGAGCGUAAAUGUAUGCUUUUACAUUUUUUAAGGGAUUUAUGGGGUUCUAUAGUGCGUUAUUUAUUUAUUGCAAUCUCAGCCCGGUUUAUGCACAGUAGUUCUUAUAAUUCAACUCGAGUAAACGGGAGAGAUUUACUAAAUGUGCAUAAAAUUAAACUGAAAUUCCUUCAUUUUGAUAUUGGUACUGUACGUCGUCAGAUAUUUUACACAAUUUAUACAUUUUGUGUAAUCAUAUAAAGACAAAAUUGUCUCGAUUAUAUUUUGUUUAUUUUUCACUUUUAGAGUACCACCCUACCUACCUAUAUAUUACACAUUGUAUCUGGUCAAAUUCACAUUUUAGAUUUCGGUCUAAUAAUAAUAAUAAUAAUAAUAAAAAUUUAAUGUAUACUUUUUAAAUUAACGAUUUUAUUUAUAAUUACGUGACAAUACUAUAUUUUAUAACGCUGAUUACACAUCGUUAUACAACCGUCGUAUUGUUAUGGGCGUCGGAUUUGUUUUUACGUUGUACAUGCACGUUUCAACUUAUGAGAAUAAAUCGUCCAAAUGUCAAGAUUUGUCGUCCUUAUAACGUAUUUGAACGGAAAAGAAUUUCCGUUCCGGGUCGGUGCGCCAUUUCGUUAUUUGUGCGUGUGCGUAUUAUCGUCGGGCGUAUGACCGUCGUGAGCGCGAACCGGUGAUCGGCGCAGUCCACCGGGUUUGACGUCAGCCCCCGUGAACAGAUGGUCGUAACCCAUCGCGAUCAUGCGCUGCUUGAACAGGCUAUAAAAAUAAUUCGGAUACACCUGUCGGACGGCUGUCACGAACGACCCGGGUCGGUCCGUCAUCAGGGUGGCGUUGGCGAACUCGACGGCCGCCCCGGCCAGGUUACCGUUUUCAAGCAAACGUUCACCCGUCUUGACGGACCGCGUAAACACGCCGGCCAGCCAUUGCCGUAUGACCACCUCUUCCGCGGGUGACGAUGCGGCCCGUCCGGAUUUGCCGACGUCCACGUCGUCGUCCAGUUUAAUCGACGAACGUUCGGACAUAAUCAAGGGAUUUCAGUUUCGGCCGACUGGCGUUCUUGCUCUCGGCCGGUUACACUUUACACUUUAAAAACGAUCGUAUUUUAGGCAAACAUACGCGUGUACACAAUAAUAGUUUUAUUUUGUUAUACCAUUUAUGUUGGAUUUUCCAUGCCAACGCUUUACAUCGAUUGAUUGAUUAUUCGACGCGUCAACAAGAGGUUACAGUAGCGUUUAUCAUGUCUGAAUCUAGCGUUUGUUUCGGCGAAAAUACUCGUUCGCUUUAAACGAACGAAAUUACCUUUAAAAUCGGUCUACGAGAUAAAAUCGGUCUCGGUGUAAAUGGCCACGUUUUGAUAGUAACCUCAUCAGUGUUGUGAAGUGUCAAUUAAAUAAAUAAAUGUGCACUGUCUUCUAAAACCGAAUUUAAAGGCGUUUACGUUUCUUUUACGUUAAUACGAUAUCCAGGGAAUCUAGGUCGAGUGUUAGAAAGUUGUGUGUCAUCAAGGUCGAAUAUCAUCAAUUUAAGUCCCAUAAAAGUCACGCGUUAUAAAAAUUAUUUCUCGUAAAAAUCGUAUGUUAUAAAAGUAUACAUAUAAAAAUAGCUACAGAGAAAUUGAAAUUUGUUAUAAACAAUUGAACGUUAAUGAAAAAUUUACUGUUAUACCUAGGGAUGUUAUUAAAAUUUUAAAUUUGAACCCAUAGCCUCGAGAAAUUGUUUUAUAUCAUACCCAUGAUUCUAUUCUAAUAUUUUACAUACUAUGUUUUGUAGUCAGAUAUCAUCACGAACGGACGGGGUAACGGUCAAAUUCGAUUCCAUUUUCAUUAAAUUAUAUAGGAAAAAAAACGAUCGCUCGUUAAAUAAUCGUAUAUAUCACCAAAUGUUACCGAACCGACAACAGUGUAUUACGAGAGAACAACGCACACGGCGGCCGAUCAGAACUCGUAUUGUUUUCGCGCAUCCCUACUACGAAACACGCACAACCGAUUCCCCCACUGCGAUGCGCGGCGUCGCGUUCGACAAACGGGGCGCGGUCAUUCGGAUGCGCGACCCGCACUCGUGGUGCGUUCCGGUACUGUGUAGUCUUGUGACACGCGAGCGCGUGAGGAAGGAGGUGCUACCGGCGUCUCGACGAAAAUCGCGCCGAUUAAAAAUAUAUACGAAACGAAUGAACGGUGUGAAUGCGUACUACUGCGAUGACAAAAAUAAUUGUUUCGAUACGGAAAUCUAAUGUGGAAAACGUGGAAAAUAUAUCUUACAGUAUUUAAAAUCGUCCCGUGUCAGACCAUGGUUGUUUAUAUUUUAUUCAUUUUUUUUAAACGUAUCAAUCUCAAUUUGUCCGUGUGUUUUUUUUUUUUUUUUAUAUAUAACGAUUUUAUUAGAAAUGCUCUUAUAACGCGUGAUUUUUAUGAGAAAUAAUUUUUAUAACGCGUGAAUUUUAUGAGACUUAAAUUUACGAUGUCCGACUUUAUGACACAUGACUUUCUUACACUCGACAUAUUGCAUCCAGGAUUCCGAAGUGCUUUAAAUACUUGCCAAUAACGUUUUGAACGAUCAAAAAUUAAAUCAAAAUAGCUAAUAUAUUAUUAUUAAACAAUACAUAAAUAGUCCUUAUAACUUUUUAACAAACAAGUGACAUUUUUCAAUUGCUAUUUUGUUCUUAUUUAAUUAUGAUAAAUUUCUACUUAUAAUUAACUAUUAUUAAAAACAUAUUUCAAAUAUAAGUAAAUAAUAUGGCUGGUGGAAAAAUAUUCUCAAAUUCCGAAUUAGAAUGAUUAUAAUAAAUACAAAUAACUAAAACAACUCAAUGAGCGUGUUAAAUUACAGUUUUUAAACGAAAUUUAAACAAUUAACUAUAAUUUAUAAUAUUAUAUAACUUAAAAAUAAUUUGGUAACUUUAAUUAUAGGUAUGUUUAUAUGUUAAAAUUCUAAUUAAAUUCAACGCUUUCACAGACUCAAUUAGACUAGAUCAGAUUGAUCUAUCAAAUUUUCUGUUAUUACAAAUAAGGUAACCUUAGUUACCUAUCGCCAGUGUCGGAUUAAGAAAUUUAGCGCCUUAUAUAGGCCUAUAUUAGGCCUUGUAUAAAAUGGCGCUCUUAUUAAUUUAUUGUCAUUUUAAAUCCUAGUAAAAUUGCUGGUAAAAAAGUUGUUUAUAGGAAAAAAGUUAUAAAUAAAUAUCACUGUAAAACCAAUAUAUUCCUCGCUCCGCUCAGAAUCUAAAAUCUCUUUUAUUCUUUUUUUUUUUUUACACGCAUUUUACAUUGAAAAAAUGAUAUAAAACAAACAAAGUACAAUAAUAAUUAGUGUUUAGUAACUAAGAAUUAUACUUAUUACUUAGUAAUUUCAAUUAAUUUUUUCCCUGGAUUUCCUAGUAGCGAAUUCAGUUACUAUGCCAGAAUAAUCCAAGCUUUGAAAAAGUUAAUUUUCUAUAUUUAAUAGAGAUAUAAUGCAUUCAUUCUAUUUGAUGUUGUAAACCUCGUAUAAUUUUAGAACAUGAUAAGAUAAAACCGAUAAGAAUUAUUAUUUGAGGUGUCCUACGUAAUAUAGGCCACCGGCAGCCGCAUUCUUCAAACACUAUUUAUGAAGAUGUAACUCAACAAAAAUUUAAUGAAAUUACGGAUUUCCAUUGUUUGUUUUAAAUGGAAGAAGAAAAAUAUUUUCGUCCCUUACACAACUUAAAAUUAUGGAGCCCCUAUGCCCAGGCCUGCUUUGCCUAUUUGUUAAUCCGCCCCUGCUUAUCGCUGUACCUAUUUAAAAUAAAUUAAUAUUGUAACUAUGUAACCUAUUUGUUGGUAACUAAUAGACUGUCGGACAUAACCGGGAUAUAAGGUGUCUAAACUUAUGUUUAGAAAACUAAAAUUAACAUUGAGUUCUUUGAUUUACGAAUCGUAAAGAUAAUGAGAAUACUCUCGCGGAGGAGAAUAUUUUGUACGCUCGAAAAUUUUUAAGCGCUCGCCACAGUACGCGCUUCUAUUAUGUGUUUUGUGAUAUAGAAUGAAAUGUUAUUGUAUAAAACGCAAAUAUUUUUGAUGCCAAAUAAGUAAACAUUUAUAAUUGUGUUUCUCAGGAAGACAUUCCGAAAGUAUUGUAUUUGCCGGAGUGCGAAUUAGCAAUACCACAUUACGUGAUUAGAAUUUUAGUCGAGGAUAAACACCUCCUCGAAGAAGAAAGAUUUGUAAGUGAAACUUUUACAAAGUUUUUGCUAAUUUAUGGGUUAAGUAUAAAAAUCUUACAUUUAUUUUAUUAGAUCGGUAUCGUCCCGGCAAAACCAUCCACCCAAGAUAUUUUUGAAGACUUUUCAAAUAAGUAUCCAGUGUAAGUAAAUUGUCUAUAAGUUAAUAUAGGUUAGGUUUGAUAAAUUGAAAAUUUUAACAAAUACCUUAAUGUGCUUAUUAUUUUGUACUUUAGGUGUAGGUAUACAUUAAAUGUUAUGGUCGAUUUGUUUGACCAUACAUUAAAUGCAUUUUUGUUGCAUCCCAUUGAAAGACCAAAGUUUAAAGAAGUAAGUUUGAUUUAAUUUUUAGAAUAUUCGUUACUCACAUUAUGUAAUUCAAACUGUAUAAUAAAAUUAAACCAAAAUUAUUUUUCAUUUCAUAUUGUAGAUGCUUCAAAAAUAUCCAGGCCAACAUAUGGCCCAAAUUUAUGGUUUACCUCAUUUAUUACGAUUUUUGAGUAAGCAUAAUAUUAAUAAUAUUAUUAUAUAUUGUGUGUAAUGGUAUGAAAUAGUUUAUGUCCCCCUGUGGGAUACGAUCAUAAUACACCUACAGUCGGAAGAGGUGAUAAAAGGGGUUGCGUAAGUCAAUAGCCAGUGUGAAAUUUUGUCAAACAGUAUGAGUUUAAAACAAGACUGACAAGUGUGCGAGAAUAACAGUUGUGAAGCGGUAUCAUGACGCAUGAUGUGUUAGUAAUGUAACUUGAGGAAUGGAGAGUAAUACUUGAAGGAAAGGAUAAGUAGAAAAAAAAACAGAGUAUGAGCUAAGAAAAUUAUGACAAGACCGCUGACGGCAAUAUAAUCAUAUUAGUCGCUUAUAACUGGUCAAGUGAAAAUUUAGAACAAAGAAAGGUGAUUCCAAAUAAUUAGGAUGAAGCCGAAGAAUAAUAAGAAGAAUUAAAUAAGUUUAUUUAUACACAUUAUAAUUAUACAUUUUUCAUAAUACAGUCAUUAUCAUAUACAUUUGGAGAAUAGUUUUUUGUUUGAUUUUAUACUUUCAAUAAUAUAGGUUGUAUAUUUUAAGGAUAUUGUAAUAUAAGAUAAAUACUAAUACCCGUAUGUUUAUUAAUGACCAUAAGAUAAAUUAACUAACACAAUUUUAGUUUUGUAAAAAAUAAAUAUACUUUUAUUUUAUAUUUGAUACAAUAUCGGAAUAAGUAUUUGGAUAAUUUUCAAAAAUACAACCAAAAAAACUUACACACAAAUAAUUUAUUUCAUUUACAAUUUGGAGGGAGUUUUUACAAACUAUUAUCAAUGUUGAAAAAAAUGUAUUAAUUAUUAAAAAAAAUUAACCAUUUAAAUUUUUUAAAUUGUUUUAUUUCUCAAAAUGUAUUCAAAUAUAACAAAAUAAAUAUUAUUUUAUUGCAAGAUUAAAAAGGUAUUUUAUCAUACUUACAAUAGUAAGACAAUUUUGUUAUUUUAUUACUUAAUCAUUUAUGUAUAUAUUUUCCUAAAUGUGUUUACAGUAAAAUUACCGAAAAUUUUGUAUAUAAUGAAAACACAGCAUAACGAGUUCAUUCCUGGUGCCAUUCAAUUUAUAACGAAAUUAUUGAAGUGAGUAUAAUUAUAAAUAUAUAUCCAUAUAACAAUGGCUGUUAGUAUUGAUAUAUCUGAGUCUAAUAAACUCAACCCAAUAAAUUGCAAAAUGAUCUGCGUUGUCAGGGACAAAUUUUUAGUUAUUAAAAUCUCUGAUCCGACUGGUAGAAAAAAAUUUUGGUGCUUAAAUGUUUUAUUUUCUUUUUAAUUUAGUUGCCUAUAGUAAUACCAAAAGAAUGUUAGAAUAGCUAGUUUUAUAUAAAAUAUGAUACAGGCAAAACAUGAAAUUUUGCUAAGCAUGUAAAACAUUAAACAAAAUAUUUAAAAGUUAAGGUAAACUCAAUUAUGACAAAUUUAAUAACUAUCCUGUGGUGGCUUGUGCUAUAGUGCACAGGAGCAGUGCAACGUCUACAAUUUUGAAUACUAUAUUAAAUUAACAUUAUUAUAUUAUGAAAAUAUAAAAAUAUACUAUUAAUUAUUAUAAUAUAUAUUACAAGCUAGAAAUGCAUUCAUAUUUAUUUUAGAGAAAAGAAUACAAAUUAAUUAUUAUAAUAUUAAAAAAAUAUUGAAUGCGAAAAGUCGAGAAAAACUAAUGUUAUUGCAUGGAGUGUGUCUAACGACAGCGUUUACGGAUUACGGACGGGCAAAUACGUUUUUUUGUAUCAGUCGUGCAUGCGCAUUUGACCGUUUCAUUCCCAUAACUGGCACAAUUACCAUUUAUAGAUAUAUAGUGGUGUGUUGGUGAACAAACGAAUAUUAACCCGUCAGCCGCCGUACAGUAGAGCUCUACACGGUCCGGUCUUGUAUUUUUUUUAUAUAUAUAUAUGAGAAUUUGAAUAUCAAUUUUUGACGAAUUUCGUAAAUAUAACGACCUUUUCUAAAAUGUAUAAAACCGAACUCCGUCCAUAAUCGUUUUUCGUUAAAAAUCAUUUAUCGUCGCAUACAAAAAUAGAUUAAAUUUUACUCUAUUUCCUACAUUCUUAACUUCUCACCUAAAACAGUGUCCCACACAUUAUGCGAAAUAUGUCUUUUUAUUUAAUUUUGUAAUUUACUACGGCCCGGUCCGGUUGGUUCUAGUCUUCUUUUGGUCUAGUCCAGUUCGUCCACUAUUUCCCGUUACAAUAGUCUGGACUGGUUUAAAUGUUGAUAGAGUACAAUAAAAUAAUUAUUAUGUUACGUGGAAAAAUAAACUAUUAUCUGGGCCCUGGGGUAAUCAUAUUUGGCAAAACGAUUUCAAAUACACACGACGGAAACGGAUAAAAUAUAAUUUUGGGAUUUUCGUGUUAUUUGUAAAUUAACUGAACGACCAUCACUUAAUACGUAAUGCGCGAUUUUCUAUAUUUUUAUAUUAAAUAUUAAACUUAGAAAAUCAUACUUUCAAUUUUAUUUUAUAAUCCACAAACAAUUAUAUUCUGUGUGAUAAUUUUAUUAUAUAUUCAAUAUGUUUUCCAAUAUUCUAUUAUAUUUUUGUUUACAUAUAUAUUUGCAACUUUUGUACUGUUUAUAAAACUACCCUAUGUGUUUUAAACUUUAAUUAUUAUGUAUCUUUAUGUGUUUUUUAAUUUAUACUUGUAACAAAAACGUCUGGUUAUAGUAUGUAUAUUGUGUCACUAUAGGCAACCUAUUAGACAGGCAGUCUGCUUUAUUAUUUUAAUAAAUGCUGUUCUCUCUCUUUGAAUGUGGAUUUAAUAUUAAAUAUUUUUCAUGUUUAAUUAUAUAAUGUAUUAAUGUAUAAAUAAUAAAUUACUAGGUAUUUAAUAGGUUCGAUCUUAGUAUAUUUUAACACGGUCCUGUCUCGAUCCGAUUUAGUUAAGAAAAAAAUAAAUGAUAAAUGACCAUUCCUGUCUGGUACCGUGGUUUAUUCCAUUAGUCUUAUCCUGGUGUUAAUUUGACUUCACUGAUCCGGUCGGUCCGGUCUUAAAAUAACCGGACUGUUCAGAGUUCUACAGUCAUCUACCACCGCUGAUGGAGAAUAUCACGCAGCGGAAACGUACCUAAUUAUUUCUUUUGAAUAAUAUUAAAUUUAUUCGGUGAGGCGGUGACCGGCGCGCGGCGUUAUCUCUAAAAGUACUCUAUGAAAAAUAUUAACCAGGUUUACAUUCAAUUGCUAAAUGUAUAAUAUAAUAAAAACAAACAUAGUUCCCUGUGGAUUUCUGUUUAAGAACUUUCUAUAUAAAACAAAUACAAAUAUAAUAUUCAUAUUUCAAUAGAAUAUUUGUUAAUUCCUAUUUUCUGAAUUGACUGUACUUAUUAUAAAUUACCUAUAUACAUAAUUUUUUAAAUAUGUACCACCAAUUAUUUUACACACGAGCCGCCACUGUAACUAUUAUCAUAGAUUUUUGGCAUACUUGUGGUUAUAAUAUUUAGUUUUGUUAUACAUUUUCUACUUUUUGUAACGCAUUUAAUUGUUGAAUGUAUCAUAUUAUAUAUUUUAUAUAUUUGUAUGUGUGUGUGGAAGUUACAGACUAUAAUAAGUCAAUCGCUUUCAUAUCAAUACCAGAUUUUAAUUCUCUUAUCCAUACUUUACAUAAACGUUUAAAGAGUUGAUAUACCUAUCAUUCAAUGGUAUGUUAAGAACCCUUGGUUUAAAACAUAGUUUGUAUUUAGCUAAGUAAGCAAUAUAUUAUUUUUUUGGUAACGUCUUCCGUCGCCGAGCGCAUGAAAUGCGAACGAUGACGGCAGUCGAGUUAAAACAACGAUUCCGUAUAGUUAUAAGUAGAACCUAUUAAAUGUAUUUUUAAAUAAAUAUAAAUAAUAAUAAACAAUAAGUAAUUAUUUCAAAACGGAUGAGUUCAGUGUUUGGUUAAUCCCAAAAGUCUAACUCAAAUAAACGAGUAUCCGCCGUCAUUUACGGAAGAAACCAAAAUUGACGGUGAACCCGGCAUCAACCGGAUAUAGGAUACAACAGGUGUAUAUAUGCAUAAAAUGAAUCAUUGGUUUUUUUUCAUAGCUCUUUAAGUAUUUUUGUUCGUAUUUAGUCUGGCGUUUUUUUUUGUUAUUUAUUUUUUUGUAACUUCUAACGGAAUGAAAUUUUUAAUUUUGCAUUUGUUGCAUUCAUCUAUUGGCUCUAUGCAAUGUCAAGCUGAGAGUCUAUGGCGUUUAGUAGAAAUGUACAUUCAAGAUGCCGAGCAUAUAUUUCUAGUUUACUAGAUGUUAAUGUAUACUUUAUACCUUAAUGAAGUCACAUUUCCAAUCCAAGUUGCUCCUACCUUUAAUCUAAAUUCUUAAACUAAGUUGUAUGGUUUGAGAUGUUUAAAACACCUUAUAACCUUGAAAUUGUUAAAAACAAUUUAAAAUAUUUAUUUACUUAUUUACUGUUUUUUUUUCUUUUUUAGAUAUCUGGACGUAGAACAAAUUCCAAUUAGUAUCUUUGAUUAUAAUUGUGUGAUGCCGGAAUACUACAGAAUGGCAUAUUUCACAUAAAUAUUUUCAUUGUAAGUGGUUUUUGUUGUCAAUUCUUAAGUAGACGCAUUCUCUUGAUGUCAGAUACAGUAGAAGCCUAAAUGUGUCAAAUUGAAAUUCCGCCACUAGGCGAUUAGUAUUAGACUUAGCUGUAUCCUGGCCAAUUAAAUCCAAAGAAAAAAUAAAUAUAUCUAAAUAAAUAGGCUUAGAUAUAAAAUACAAAUAAUAUUAGUAGGUAUAUUAUAUUAUAAUAUAUACUGUUUUAUAUUAUUUUAUAUUACAUAUACGUAUACAUUAUUUAAAAUUUGGUUUCGACAUUAUGGUAAUAUUUUAACUAUUUUAACUAAUAACGCUUUUCCAUAACUUUAAUGUAAGCGGUUGUAUGAUCGUGAUUAUCAUUUUAAACUUCAUAUUUAUGAAAUAGAUUUAUGCUAAUUAGUAUUAGAUUAUAUUAGGUAACUAUUGCAUUUUAUUAAUAUAUAUUUAAGAACAGUGGCAUACCUACUCAAGAGAUUAGGUGCCUAGGCAGCUAUUAAUAAUUUUAAAUACCUACCUAUUAAAUAUUAAUAUAAUUGUGUGAUAUAAUUAUGAAUUUUGCUACAAAUAUUCAUAUCACUCAUCACGCUCCUCCCAACCAAAAAAAGUUAUGCCAAUGUUUAAGAAUAAUACAAUUAAUGUAACCCACAUUUUAUAUUUAUCUUAUAUCAAAACUCUUUUUUAAUUAAAUUCCAUUUUAUUAUAUCUAAUCAUUAAUAUUCGUAUUUAUUAAACUUUUUUUAUAUGUGUUACACUGAGUAAACUCAUUUUAAAUACUAUUUUAUAUUCUAUAAUAAUUUUACAUUAUUUUUUUAUUAUAUCAUCGCAUUGUUAAUUUAUCAGCUUAUAAAAAAAAACAUUAAGUUUUAAUAAUUUUUGAUUUUCCAGUAUAUCUUUGUUUUUUUUUUUUUUUUGAUAAUUCUAUAUUUCUUAGAUGUGAACUACCUAUAAUUAAUUAUUUUGUAAUUCCUAAUAGUAUAUAAAUUAUACUAUAUUUUUUAAUAUAUACUAUACUACAAUUUUCCGUUUAUAAAUAAAUCAUGCAAAAAGUAAACCAAGUGUAAAAACAUGUUCUUAAAAAAAAUUGUUAGCAUGUUUAAAUAUCUUAUUUCAUUCCUAUAUAUGUAUGAAAAAAAAUGUCUCAAGUGAUAUCAUGAAUAGUUUAGUAACCAUUUAGUACAUAAAUUUUAAUUAAAAUCAAAAUUUAAUUCUAAUUUUAAAUUUAAAAAAUUUUAGUCACUUUUUGCAUGAUGAUAAUGAAAUAUUCUAUGACUUAUUAGGCGUAUGCAUUAUUUACAUUUAGUUUUCAGAUUAAUUAUUUUGUGUUGUUAAUAUUCAACACAUACAAUAUUAAGUAAUUUUGUUUGUAAACCACAAUCUAAAUGUUUAAUUCAGUGGUAUUAACUAUUUAUGUGAUUUCUAUUAUACUCUUAUCAAAAAUUGUGUUGCAUUUUUAAUUCAUUUAAUACUUAUUAAAUUUGUAGUGUAGGUAUUGUAAAACAUUAGAAGAAAAGUACAGUUUAAGGAUAUAUUUUAAAAAUGUGUAGGUACCUACUAUAAAACAUUUGACCGACUCAAAAUAGUUGGGAUGGAGCAGAACGUUAUUAUUGUUGAUAUGUUUUAUACUUAUUUUAUAAUGAAUAUAAAAGACUGACAUGUGAGUGCACAUUGGUAGUUGUAGGUAGGAAAGUAUGAUACAGAUGGGAAUUUAAUGUAUAUCUGUGAGUAACGAUAAACUAUUGCUAACAAAUAAAAACAAUUCUGAGCGGAAUUCAGUUGAUAGUGUUGCUUUAUCAACAAUAUAUAUGUCAUACUACAGUAAAAUGAUUACAGAAAUGGCGUUUUCAUAACAACAAUGAUUGUUUAAAAUAAUAAAACUUAUUAAUAACAAAAAGUUUAAAAAAAACCCGCUUGCAAUAACAAAGUUAUUUUUAAUCUUUCAAUUUUUUGUAACCUAAAGGACCAGGUUUUCCUCGUUAUCUCGAAUAUUAAUAAGAAUUUCAAAAAAUGUCCUCUUUACUAGUCUUUACUUGUCCUAAUUACCCAGAGAACAUUUCCUUUCAGAAAAAGGAACUAUACUUGAUAAUCAGAGUAAGCUUUUUGGUAGAAAAGGAUUUACAUAAAAAAAUAAAAUAAAAUAAACAUUAUUGUAAAACCAAGACAUUCCUCGUUCUGUUCAGAAUCUAAAAUUACUUAAUUAUAAGUUCUAUAACAAUACUAAUACAUUUCUAAGAUAUUGAUAUUAAAUACGGUAAAUGUUGUGAAGAUUUAUGGGUUGAUGACUAAGUAAGCCUCAAUAAAUUACAAUUUAUAACUUGUUUAAUAUAUAAUACAAUACGAACAGUAGCGUAGCCAGUAUUUAGAAAUAGGGGGGGGGGAGAAAAGUCAAAAAAUAAAAAACUAAACAGUGAACAUUAAUAAUUUAUUUUAACGUUAAAGAAAUUAUUUAGACUUAAAUAUAAAUAGCAUUUUAAUGGUAAACCAACUCCGUCGGCCCUAUAUGCUUCGUCUACUUCGUCAAUAAAAACCACUGGUUUUUAAUAAAUAAAAAUAAUGAAAAUGAAAAUUUGUUGGUUAUUAUUAACACUUCUCUCUUUAUUAAGGAGCCCAUUCACACAAUCUAUUUUCUGUGUCUGUCUCCGUGUAGUAAUGUGUAGUACAAACAAAUAUAGAGGCAACUUAACCAAAGGCAUAAUAUAAAAUAUUGAGGUCAUAGUCAAGCGUGAAAUUGAAUAUAAAUAAUGCAAAUAAUGAUAUGGACGACCUUUUUUUAGCAGAUUUAAAUUUUUCAUUGAAAUUGUGAAAAUUGAAUAAUUAUAGUCCCAUCAGAUUUGAUGGAACAUCAUUAAAUACCAAUUUAAUUAUACUGAAGCCUACGAGACUACAAGAGAAGAAACUCAUUUUACGCAUACGAACUGACGACGUUGAAUAUUCCGUGGCACCAUAUUUCCCCCCCACUCAAAUAUUCCGGAUGGCAGCAUACUACCACAUAUAGCCUAUCGGAGGCUAUAACACAUAUAGUCUAGUGGACCUUAGAAGUGGUAAACUACUAAUAAAAUAAUAAAUAGCAAACCAUUAUUUCUUAUCAAUAGUAGCAAUUGCUAUUUUUAAGAAUAGCUGUAUGCUAUAUUGCUACAGACCAACCACGUCCACAGUAGCAGUUAGUUGUAUUAGCAGCUAUAGUGUGUUACAGAUAGAGUUGCCAACCGUACCGAUUUUAACGGGACAUUCAUGAUCCAUGUGUUUUUGCGAUCAAUGUUGUUGCGGGAUACAUAAUAAUUUUUAUAAUAUCUUUUCCACAUUUGUAAACGACGGAACUGUUGAAAAAAUGUAUCAAUGAUCGUGAUCCGAAUGAUUGCUGUUUAGGAGGGCGCGCUCGAAUUAUUAUUACUACUUUAUCUGUUUUUUUUUUCCGAAUAAAAUUCAUCAUUCGUUGAUACGCGCAUUAUUUUGUAAUGACCCGUCGGUAUGCUGUGUAUUUUCAUGUUGUGCGUGUGUGUAAUUGGCGUGUAUCUAUAUUAUAAUCUUAUACAAUGAGUGACCCUGGAGAACAGAGUACUUCACCGAAUCCAUAUCCGCACGACGCGGCUAAAAUUAUUAACCUAACCGCGCGGCUAAGGUCGUGGUUUAGUUAAUUCGAAAGCAAUUUUUCCCAAAUCGAUAUCACUUUAUACGACUUGAUAUCGGUUUCAAAUAGCUAGGUCAUUUUAUGAAAAUGAAAAAUAAUUAUCUGAUUGAAAUUGAAAUGAUACACGACGCGUUACCUAUUUCUUAAAAUUAAAAUAUAAUUAAUAAUCUCAAAAUUUCACCAUUAACUGUUAAGGUAUAAGCAAUUUAACAGUCUAGCAAUAUUUUGUCACUACUAUAUUUCAAAAAAAAAGUAGAAGUACAAUUAACAGACUAUUAAUUAAAUUCAAAAAUAUGAUUAGUAAUCUCUUAACAUAAUUGGGAAAUAGUAGUACUAAUAUAGUUUCUACUAUUAUUUUUUACCACCUCCAUAUGUUAAAAACUCGACGUUGUAUUGAUCACACAUACAAAUAAAUAAUAAUUAAGACAUUUAAUUUAGUUGUACAUAAGAGAUCAAUCGUUUAUUAUGAAUAGUACAAAAAAAAAAAAAUGUUGUCCUAGGAUAAUGGAGACGAGCGAAGCUACUUUUAUAGGUAAUUUAAUUUAUAUUUGUUAGCAAAGAUUAACCACUGCUAACGAAAAAACAAUUCUAAACGAAGUUCAGUUAAUAUUGUAGUUCCUUUAUCAACAAUAAAAUAUGGACGAAUAAUUUCAUAAGCAAUAUAUAUAUUUUCUUUAAAACUAUUUGUUUAAUCUUAGACCUAUUUUCCGUUUUCCUACGCGUUUCCCCAGGUUUCCCAUUUAUUGGGAAAAAAUAGUAAGAAAAUCAAAAAACGACUUCUCUGAAGUACCUCCCUAGUCAGAUUUCUUUCAGAAAAGGUGCUACACUUAAAAAUCGGCGCAAGAUUUCUAGUAAAAAUGUUGCGCAAAUAUUAAAAAAAAAAAUCUUUCUAAAACCACAAGCUUCUUCGCUCCAUUCAAAAUCUAUAUUAGUAUUAGGUAGGUAUCACUUUAUAGUUUGCAAGAGGAAAGAGCUAGUAGGUGAAUUGGCAUUUAAUGGCUCAUGUUCCAAUCUAUUGACUCCUAACUACAGUUUAAACAACUGCACAACGGGUACUUCUUUCUCUUAUACUUCUUCUGGCAUUUGUUCAUCUGAAAACUGGGUAUCUAUUGACUGUUCUUCAAUGUUACUUCUAUCAGACCUCUCAGUCAGAACCUGGACAGACUUGAGUUGGGAGACAUGCGCAGUAGUACAAAAUGAACCAGAUUCUCUUCUUAAAUUGGCCAUACGGUAUGUGUCUUCCGGCAAUACUUCAAUAAUCUGAAAGGGUCCUCGAUACUUAGGUUCAAGCUUGGAUGAUUCACCCAGCCCAGGUUGCUUCAAUAUGAUGACAACUUCCCCAUGAUCUUGACAUUCACGCAACGCUUUUGAUCAAAUCGCUUCUUUAUUUCGGACUGAGCGUUUAGAAUAUUGUUUCGGAACAUGUUCUGUAGUUCCCUCGGGCUUUUCCACUUAGACUCAGGUUGAAACAAAGAACGUAACGCUCCACUAUGAUACCGUGGUAUGUAACCAUAAAGCAAUUCAAAUGGUGUAUAUUUUGUUUGCUUAUUAAUUGAAAAAUUCACAUCCCUCACCACAUCUUGAACUUUCUGAUCCCAGUGAACAUUGUCGGAUGCCUGGAUAACUAGCAUUGGUAAUAGUGUACGGUUCAUACGUUCUACCUGCGCAUUCGCUUGAGGAUGUCGGGUUGAAUUAAGUAUGUGUCGAAUUCCCUCAAACCGGUAGUAGUCCUCAAAUAGAUAAUCUGUGAAACAUGUGCCGCGGUCUGUUAUGAUUUACCCUGGGUGGUCUGGCGGUUGCUAAUUUUUGACAACUUACUAGAAGGGCUUCCCUCGUUUUAUCCACCAUUGUUUCUGUAGUAUAUGGUUCAAUAAGUAGGGUAUCUUUGUGGAAAGGGUUUUCCUUACUUACCACUGUGCACUUCCAGUGGUGCUUCCCACUUUCCCAUCUACAAUCGGGACACUUCGCUGUCUUUUCCUUUAUUGUAUUUUCUUUUUCUGCCGUGCAUUCCUUCUGAAAAUGACCCAAAGACUUAAAUUUAAAGUACUGAACGUCAGCAUUCGAAGUUAAAAGUCGACUGUCGGUUGGAACCGGAGUAGAUUGUACUACUGUUUUUCCACCACUGGGUCUGUUACUGUGCUCCCAGUUACCUGGAUGUUUGGUCCUCCAUUACACAGCGUCUAUCGAGAAAUAGGUCCUGUGUCCAUUAUUAACACGCUCAACCGUAGAAAUGUCUCUCAACAUUUCGUCAGUAUCCCCAUGUGAAGCCAUCAAUAACGUGUUGGCCAUUUCUCGAGACAAUAGGCCCAUCAACACCUGCUCCUUGGUAUCAGAAAACUUUAACGACAGUGCUUCACACAAUCGCAUUUUGUGGUGAAAAUAUGCAAAGACCGAUUCUUCCUUCCUUUGUACCCAUUUUUGCAUUACAACAAACUUUUAACAAAAACUAGUUUUCGCAAUAAUUGUCUUCUUAAACGCAGCCUCGAAAUCAGUCUACAUCACUAAUUUAUAGUAUAUCGGGCGAGGAACCAACCUCGAUCUGCCCCAGUUAGGUGCCGUCUUGCCAUCUGUAGUUUCACUCUAAUAGGCUAUUGAUGUAACUUCGCGGUAGUGUUCAGAUUAUGCAGUCACUCCGAUGUUGCACGCUUUUCACCACUUUCACCGUUGAACUUGCCGAUCGUUGUUGUCAAGUUCGGCAUAAUUUGGUAAUUAGUGCCGUUAUUGUUAGCCGUCGUCCCAAUCACUAUUGAUGAUACUAUUGUGCUACACUCACAUUUGCGGUAAAUCGGUUAAUGUAACUGCGCUAUCGAGUGAUACGUCCCCAGUCAGCAAUGCAUUCGGCAUCGCAUUUUGACAAUGUACGAACAGACGGAACACAAAAGAAAAUAACAACACAAUCAACACAUAUGACGGAUAAUACUGAUAUCAGAUACGCUGAUAACAUGUGACCGCGACUGGUUACCAAAUACCAAUUGGUGUAACUAGCGGGUGUUCACGCAAGUGCACGAUCCACGCAAAAAAAGAAAAUGUCCACCUAACCUAUACCUAUACGGUUCACAAUUUGUCUCCGACGAAAACACUCGCACGUUCUCGAACACACGUAAAACCGGCGUUUUUCACGAAAUAUUUUAUAUAAUUAUAAACGUUGACCGACGACCUGUCAGAAUGCCUUUGUAAACGAUGAACAACUACGCUACAACACAACAAUAACAUUUCCCAACGGGUUUUGUAUUUAUGGGCUUUAUUGGAGCAAGUCCUACUUCAGAAAUGUUAGAAAAAUGCGUUAAGCUCGAGCGAACGGUGUUCAUUGAUACAAAACAUAGAAAGAAUGAGAAAAAUAAACAAUUUAUUGAACGCACAAACGUGCAAAACGCCUCAUAAUCACACACUAACUUACUAACUUUUACCGCAGAGAAAAUAAAAUAGUACAAAAGGAAAUAGACAGUAUGGCCAACAUUGUUUACAUUAUAAUGUUAAAUAUAUAUAUGUUUAGAUAGUAAACAUUUUUUUCCAAACUAUCCAUUCAAAAAUCUGAUUAAAUUUCUUUAGUAAUUCGCAUCCUGAAAUUGUCUCUAACAUAUUUAAUAAUAGCAAUGCCAUUCUUGUUACUCCAUUUAUUCUGCCACAAUGUACGUACAUAUAUGUACAAAAAUAUACAUAUAUUCCUAUUUCCUCUUUUUCCUAAAUAAAAACUAAUUUUAACACUAGAGGAUAAAAAAAAUUCCUUUUCGAAAAAAUUCUAAAAUUGUGACACACAAUACAUUAUAUUAUAUAAUUUCCAUUUCUAUUUUGAAUUUCUUGUUUUAUUUUUCCCUACGUUUCCCAGUUCCAUAAUAGGUAUUGCAUAAUAUUACCAAGUUCAAUUUUUUGUAUUCGAGUUUACUAAAAAUAUCCGUUGUUUGAAAUUUCAAUUUUCGAAUUAAUUAUAUCCCAUGUCUUUAAUAAGGUCCUGUAUAUUUGCUAACUGUUAGGAAAAGGUUUUAUUCUAAUCCGAAUAUAAACAAUUCCGAAAAAAAAAAACAACUAUACAUAUAAUAAUAAUCACAAAAUAAUAUGGGAUUAAAAUCAUACAAAAUAAUUUAGACUAAUUAGGUAAAAACUCAAUAAAAAUAAAUUAUAAUAAAAUAGUAAAAUAAUAAUAAUUUUACUAAAUAUUUAUUUUAUUUUUUAUUUUCCUCCAUAUCACCAAGUUAACCCAUAAAUCAACAAAAAAAAAAUUGAUUGCUGUACUAAAAAUACCAAUAACCUUGUGUCAGCUGCCCUUGCAACGCAACCUAUAAGGUCAAACUUUGAAUUUAAACCAUUCAGGGACCCAUUCAAACACACACAAUAAAUUUCAUAAAAAUCAGUCCAGCCCUAAACAGGAGGAAUUUAGUGACAUACACAUGGACAGAAGAAAUAUAUAUAAUAUAUACAUUGUAUAUAUAUAUUAUAUUCAUAUGAAAUAAAAUAUUACUCUAUGAUGGUAAAUCUAAUUGUCUAUAACCAACUGCAACCAACUAUAAUACGCAUAUUAGUUGAAUUUAAAAUAAUUUUUUUCUGGUUUUAGUUAGUGGUGUAUUUAGGAAUUUGCUUAGGAGGGGAACUAUACAUUUUUGUAAAAAGUUGUAAAUCUCAUAUCACCAUUAAAAAACCGUUCAACUCUAUAAGGAAGCAGUAUUUUUUAGAUUAAAGUUGAUAGUUCAAAGUGAGUUUAUAUUAAAUUAAAUUUAUAACCAGUAGUUAUGUAUAAAAAUUAUGAAAUUAAUGGGCAUCUUAUUAUUAAGUAUUCUUAUAAAACUAGAUCCAAUUUCCUUGGUCCAUUGGAAAUAUUAUCUAUAACAUCUUCAGGAUUAACUUUGAUGUCCCUAUAAACAGCCAAUUUAAAUAUUAAUUACAAUCAAAUUAUUUUAAAUAUUAUUAUGUACUGUGUAUACUUACUUAUUCUAGUUGUUAGAACUUCUCUGUUUGUAGUGAUGUUUAAAAUCAUGGGCGUAAAAUAUACGUCUUCAAAUGCACAGGGCUUGAGCCCAAUAGGACCACUGGUCUAAAUAAUAAUAAAAGAAAAUCGAUUUAUAGAUCGAAAAAUACCGAUAUCGAAACAUUAAUUUAUUAUUAAUAUCUAUAUAUUUGAACGAUGCGGCAUAAUUAUUGUACCUUGCAUACGCAUCGCUGCACGUCGAUGCGUCUGGGUGCUAGGCCGUUAUAAUAGGUCAUACACUGAUCAUAUUUCAUGGAACAUUGGAACGUUAAUACGAAAAUCCAAUGAAAACCUACCUAUUAGUACUAUUAUUAUACUUUUAAGUUAUAACUAUUACUAUUGGUUAUAACUUAUAAAUAUUGAUUAUAAAUUAUAAAAUAUAUUAUAAUAAAAAUGUCCUAUACAUUAAAAUAUCUUUGGGAGUUUUUAAGUUGGCUCAGGAAGGACUAAACUCUCCUGACCCUCCCUCCCCCUGUUUACGCCCAUGAUCAAAAUUAAUAUCUGACUAAUUCAAUAAUCAUUAUAAUUUUGUUACAGAAAAGAAUAAACGAAAACUAGAUGUAUUUAAUUGGUAUUUCAAGAACAUUAACGAGCUAUUCAAACAUUGCCUACAGUCGUAAUUAAAUAAUCAGAAAAUAAAUCCAGUCGAUCAUUCUUUCACUAUCGGUGAAGUGAGGCAGAUGAACUUACAAAUCAAAUAAAAUUAUUUCGAAAAUAUCUUCACAAUUUCAAUUUCUUCAACAAUUUUUUUGUUAUAAUACUAUUCUAUAUAAUACAUUAUGUUUAAGCUUUAGUCUUCAAGCAUUCAGUCACUCAUGGUAUCAGUUAUUUUUAUUGUUUUUAGAGUUGUUAAACCGUCUUUACUCUCAUAUUUUCCGUUGUUACUUUUGCUUGCGUGGAGCACUUUUUUUCCCCAAGUGUUGUUUCAUUCAUUGAUUAUGUGAUUACUUUAAUUUAAAUAAACCUGAAUGUAAAUAAUUUGUUUCCGGUUUUUUUUUAGUUCAUUUUUAUAUUUAUAUAAUAAUAGUAAAUAAAAUAAAAUCGUAGGUGUAUGAACUACACUUUAAGUUUAAGAAAUGUAUCAUAAUAUAAUGUAUCAAAUCUAAUAAUUUAAGUUGCUGUUAGACCAGUGGGCAUAGAUAACGAG